AUGGAUACGUUUCUCAAUCAGUGGCUAUGGAGACAGGAGUAUUGGCUCCCUCCGGGGGUGACUUGGGAAGACAUGAAAGAGACAGAGGAGACUCAGUACCCGGAGCCUCGAGAUUUACUUCUCGCCAUUCCUUGUGCUUUUCUUUUCACCGCAGUCCGAUUCCUGUUUGAGAAGUAAGAUCUGACUACAUUUGAUGCAUUCGCUUCAUCAGUGUGUUUAAUGCAAAAAAUAAAUUAAACAUUUGGGAAUUUUCUUUUGAGAACUUUAGAUCAUGAUUUAUUUUUUUCAUCACUGAAGCAUAAACAGCUUGAAGAACAGCAUGGGACGUAUAGCUUGGAAAUAUUAAAAAGUUUAGUAAAUCCUAUAAAAACUAAUAUUACUAAAGUUAUUGGCUGGUUCCAGCAACAUUAUUUUAAUGACUGCAUUCAUAUAUACUGCUGUUUUACAAUCCCAAAUGUCAGAAAUUUUAGUUGCACCUCAUUUAACACCAUUCUAUUUUAAAGAUGUUAAUCCACACUAUCUCGGAUUUUGAGACCCUUUCAAUACAGCGGGUUAGGUUCUAGAUUACUGCUUGUAAAGUGAAUACCUAUGGAAAGUGAAUCACCAUUUUUUUUUAUUUGUUAGUGCACAUAAAAGCCUUAAAACAUGUUUACAAAAUCAUAUAUUAUAUGUAGAUGAAGUGGCCAAUAGCUCUAGACCAAAAAACUAUUUAAAAGUAAAAAAGAUAAAAUAAUAAAUAAAAGAAAUUAUACCACUGAACAUAUAGGCUCAUUUUAAAUGACAUCUUGGCACGAAAAGUAUUGCAGGGGUGGGCAGUAUAUUACAUUAGUGACACCGCAGGGGGUGUACAGACAUUCAUGUACGUUUCUCUGCUGGUAACUAUACUAUUUGCAUGCCUUUUUGCUUGUGAACCUUUGCUGCCUGGACCAACCUCUUGCUAGAUCUGACUACAAUGGAUUCUCCUUGCCUGUUGCUACACACCUAUUUUGUGUUAGUCAGCGUCGAUGCACGUUUUUUUUGUCUACACAGAUGAAGAUGCGGUUUGCCACCCCCACCCCCCCAAAAUUCGUCUUCAUCUCUGUCUCUUAAUCCGCUUUUUGACCCUAUUACCCAUCCUAUUGCCCCCUUUGUGUGUCUUAUCCUUUUUUAUGUUCCCCUCUUUUGUAGUCUCCUACCUUCUCUUAUGUCUCUUAUACCCCUUUAGUGUACCAUAACCAACCUUUUGCACUUUUGUGUGUCUCUCACAACACCCCAUGUCUCUUCCAUCCUCCUUCUUUGUGUCUCUUACAACCCCCCAGUAUCCCUUAUACCCGUCAGUGUCUCUUACUGUCUGCUAGUGUCUCUAAUAACUCCACUCCAGAAUCUCUUACAACCCUGUUCCCAGUGUCACUUAGUCACCCACAUCCAUUGUUUCUUACAUUCCAUCUCCAGUGUCUCUAGUGUUCAAUGUAAAAGGGAUCGCUGGACUGUUAUUACUUUGAUACACAAAUUGACACAAACACAGAAAAUAUGUUUGGUAUGCACAUCUUUCCAAUAAUAAAUACAGGUACCCAUAUAUUAUGCAAUAUUACAUAUUAUGUGUCAAUAAACACAGGCACAUAUAUGUAUCUUAUUUCAUUAUUUGUAUUUCAGCAUGUGUCUUCAAGAAAAUAAAGAAAUAGUGAAAUGGUAUGAAUUUGGAAAAGAUAUUAUUUUGACCUUAAAUUUAAAAUUCACAUUGAUUUCUCUCCUUGUACCCUGUUGGAGUAUAUCAGGAUACCUCAAAUCCUCAUACACUGUACACUUGUUUGAGCAGUACCCUUUUUACCUCUUCCCCUUUCCAUAAUUGUAAAGCACAUCAGCAUAUGUUGGUAAUAUAUAAAUGCUUUAAAGGACCACUAUAGUGCCCUGAGGGUGCCCCCACCCUCAGGGUCCCCCUCCCGCCGGGCUCUAGGUUGAGGAAGGGGUUAAACGUACCUCUUUCUCCAGCGCCGGGCCGGGAGCUCUCCUGCUCCUCUUCUCCUCCUCCUCCUCCUCCUCGGCUGAUUGCGCAUGCGCGGCAGGAGCCACGCGCGUAUUCAGCCAGUCCAUAAGAAAGUAUUCACAAUGCUUUCCUAUGGAUGCUGGCGUCUUCUCACUGUGAUUUUCACAGUGAGAAGCAUGCAAGCGCCUCUAGCGGCUGUCAGGAGACAGUCACUGGAGGCUGGAUUAACCCAUUUAUAAACAUAGCACUUUCUCUGAAAGUUGAAGUGGUCUGGGUGCCUAUAGUGGUCCUUUAAAUGCUAAUAAGUAAAGCAUAUCAUGAGGGUAAAUAAUGAGUUCAGGUGCUUUAUUGCAAAUAUAUAGGUAUUCACAUAAUUCAAUAAGUAAUUUAGAGCCAGAACAAAUGAUUUUACUUGCCAAAACAUAAACAAGCUUAGAACAGUUUAAACACACCCUACUGUUACAAUACACCCUAAUGAUUAUUUACAAAAGUGUGAAAAGUCAGGAAUACAAAACUAAUUUGAAAUUUGACUAUUUUCACCUACAAUUUGAAAUCAUUUUUACUUGAUUGAUUUUUUUUUAUUUUUUUGCUGUGAUGCUUAUUUGCACCAACAUCCUGGAUUCCUACAAAGAAUAGAAUACAUACUGUAUGUAUCAGAUGAUAUCAUGCUUUCAUUAUAAUUGUAUGCUGAGAUUUGGCCUUCAUGGUUCUGUACACCGAGUAGUAAGUUUCCACUGUCUUAGUCAAUAUUUAACCGAUAAGAUGUGAGCUUGAAUUAAUAAAAAAUGCCAGUCAUUAGCAGAGUCUUAAAAGCUCCACACCUCUUCAUUACUAAUGUGUCAAUAGUUCCCAGAGGCAGAGGCUCAAGGCAAUUUCUCUUGGUAGACAUACACCAUUUUUAUCCAAGUGUAUUCUUAAGCACAUGUAUGUUUUGUCCCUCAUUAAAAUGAAAGGUGACUAUAUGGUUUCGAAAGCAUCACCAGUAAAAAUAAGCCAGCCAACCUGGUGAAUUACAGAAGGACCAUGUCUGGCCGGCCCCCAAUCUACAAAACCUUGCAGAGAGCACUACUAAAGGGCUCUUUGAAGGGUCCUAAUGACAAGAUGGAGUCACCCAAUCAGACAGAGAAUAGGAAAACCUUUGGUAAGUAUGAUGUAAGAGAAACAGUGAGAUUCUGUAUACUAGACAUUAGAGUAGCCGGGUUUAACGUGUGCCCAAGAUAGGCAAAAAUACACUGUCCAAACGUAAGUCAGAUGUACUGAUAAACAAAAUAACAAGCUGGGAUCAGGAAUACCAGAAAAGCAGUAUAGUCUAAACUAAGAUGGGUCAGCAACAGGAACACUAAUACACUCUGAAACCACUUUCGGGUAAUAGAAACCACAACAAGGGUAAUUACCACAAGAUAUAUAUAUAUAUACAUAUCUACAUCAUGCUAUUGGACAGCAUCAUCACCCUGUGCCAAAUCACACAAAAGGAUGGGACCUGACAAUAGAGCCACAGUUAUGACUCUAUAAAUUUCAUCUAUAAUAAUACACAUUAUUGCAGGGUCCUGAAACUGUAAGGACUCCUGCACUGUGGGCAGGGUUGCCAUAGAAACCCGACAAGCUUGUGUGACGUGCAGACCCAAUAUUUCAAUCAUCAUUAUGUUUUGAAGAGUGAGACAUCCCACUCCCUAAAACAGACUUAAUAUGUAACACCAAUUUUCAAUGUAAAAGGGACAUUUAAAGUAGGGUAUUACUGUUGAUUUAUAAAGAGGCACAGUUAUAUUUUUAUCCAGUUUAUUAAUACUCCUUUUUAUUAUAUGCCAAUCCUUCCUAGCCUUAGCAACUGCUAUCUGACAUUUCAUAUUGUUGCUUAGUAUCAGCAGAAAUGUGAUUCAUUGCUACAUUCUAGCAUAACAGGAGGUAAAUUUUUGUUUAAUUUCAAGGCGAUUCUCUUUUCACAAUCAUUGACACGCUUCUUAAUAUAAUUUCACUUCUCUCUGCUUAUAAACAAUGUUCGAUUGUCUUGGCACAUUCUACUUGUAACUUAGCGUUUCUCUGUAUUCUUAUUGAAUGCUGGCUUGUCUGAAUUAUCAUCUUUUUUGGCUUCUCUGACUGUUUUCGAGUUACUGGUUCCCUUUGUCUUCUACCAGCUUCGAACCUGGCCUUUUUCCUGAGAUUCCUGUUUUUUGUUUUUUUGUUUGUUUGUUUACUAUUGAGACACUUGACUUAAAAUAAUUUAAUUCAUUUUUAAAAUCACUUUUCGUUAGGUAUACCUCCGAUGAAAACAUACAUGCAUUUAAGUAUACCGUUUUUCAUUGGACGUAUAUCUAAAAAUAGCUUGCAAAACCUGAACUUCUCUUGUCUGCUGCCUUUGUAAGCCCUCCUCUUCUAGCCCCACCCAUAUGUUCUGUGACUGUCCAAUCACAGACUUCCCAAUGCAGCUCAAUGAGAAGUCUUUGCAAGACAGGUUUAGGUCUAUUGAAAUCAUCCCUUUUUGUAAAAUGAAAAAAUGACACAUUCUUUACACACAAAUACAUCAGCAAGAUAGUGCUUUAGGUGUUCGACCUAGGGAUGCAAGUUUAAGCAAAUGGCCUCUCAUUGCGUCAUUGCGUGCAAAUCUUACAGAUCCCAGUGUGGAUGUUAUUAUGUUUGCAGAUGCAUGCAGUAUAUGUAUAUGACAGAUUGAUCCUGCUAGAGUUGUGAGAAGUGACCUCACAUAUCCCUGCAACCUCCAUCAGUAUGACCUGCUCAGCAUGAUGGAACCUUAAGACAGAGACACUUUAGAGACACAGACUCUGUUUCCCUUGACUCAUGUGUAUGUGUAAUCUCAUUUUGUGUUCACUUGUAAACACAUCCAGAACAUCAUACAUACUCAUCAUAGUGAGGAAGACUGGUCAGCCUCAGACACUGCCAUUUUCUAGGAAAUAUCCCAGUAGACCAGUGCAGACAUUUAGAGUGUGGGUCACCAGUCCAUGCACAAAUCCACUGUCACAUCAUGCCAUGUUCUGCAGAGAUGUCUGGCCUUGGCUUCUGGUAUCCAGUACUCUUUUUACAAUUCUUGUUUUGUUUUUCUUGUUUUUUAUGGUUUUCUAUCCCAUGUCUGGUUUUCUUUAUGCUGGGUUUUCUGGGUUCAUUCCUGUAUUCCGUCCCGGGAAUUCCCAGUCUCCAGGGUUCCUUUUAAAUGUUUGUUUUAUAUUGCCACACUCGUUCCUUUUCUAUGAUUCCUUUUGUUUCAGUUGGAGCCUGCAGGCAGUUGCUCAUACCUUCUGUCCUUUCUUGCAGGUAAAUGUUAUAUGUGUUUCUUAUGGUUCUUUUAGCAUACAUUAGGAAGAGUAGGACCUGCCAGAUAUGGGGUAUAUUGGCGUUGUUGGCAGGCUUAUGCAAUGUAUGAUCAUAUAUUGCAUAAGCCUGCCAACAACGCCAAGGUCUGUUUAACCCCGUAAUGACAGAGGUAAUUGUCAACGUUCUGACCCAAAACAAAUCCUAGAAUUUGUUUGUUCCAUCGUAAUUUAAAGGGACACUAUAGUCACCAGAACAACUACAGCUUAUUGAAUUUGUUCUGGUGAGUAGAAUCAUUCCAUUCUGCUUUUUGCAGUAAACACUGCAAAAAGCUUUUCAGAGAAUGUGCAGUGUUUACAUUACAGCCCAAGGAUAACUCAGGAUAAUCAGAUGGCUGCAAGAGGUGCUUCCUGGGGCAGUGCUGCACACUGUGCCCAUGAUACAUAUUUUAAGUGCCCAAAUACAUAUGAUAUAUUGAAUUUUAAAAGAUGACUUUCUUUUUAUAUCCCUAUAUAUAUGCCUAACACAAAAUGAAGUGUGAAUAGAAUGUCAGAAACUAAAAAAAAAGAAACAAUUUUUUUCACAUUUCUGCUCAUAAUAAUUUUUACACAUCUUACCAGCUUAUCUUUAGGGGUUAAACCGUUCACAAGCAGUUGUUUAACCCCAAAGUCUUCUCUCCAAAGCCAUUUAGCUCUGCCCUUGCCCUUCUGCUGGUCUAAGACUCUUCAAACAGGAAGCCUUGGACUGCUGCGGACAGGAGCACCGCUGAUUGGCUGAGAGCGUAAGCUGACGCUCUAAGCCAAUCAACUGUGCCCCUGUCCGGCGGCAGUGUGUAGGAGUUGGGGGAGAUGGAGGACCUCUAAGGUAAGAGAGGGGGAGACCACUGAGGGACAAGGAGUGGAGUGGAGCACUGAGGGACAGGGAAGAGAGAGGAGAAACCACUAAGGGGCAGGGGAAAGCUCGGAGGGGACAUCUCUAAGGGAGGGGAGGAGAGAGCACUAAGGGACAGAGGAGUAGGGGAGAACAUUAAGGAACAGGGGAGAUCACUUAGGGACAGGAGGGAUGGUGAGAGCACUAAGGGACAGGAGGAGGGAGCUCUGAGGGAUGGGUGGAGAGAGCACUAAUGGACUGGAGGGAAAAUCACUGAGGGACAGGGGGGCAAGGGAGAGCACUAAGGGACAGGAGGGGAGGGGAGAGCACUAAGGGACAGGAGGGAGGAGCUCUGAGGGACAGGUGGGGAGAGCACUAAUGGACUGGAGAGGAGGGGAUAUCACUAAGGGACAGGAGGGGAGGGAAGAGCACAAAGGGACAGGAGGGGAGGGGAGAGCACUGAGGGACAGGAGGGGAGAUGACUAAUACACAAACACACAGUGCAUCCCUAUACACACACACACACACAGAAACACACAGUGCAUCCCUUAUGCACACACACUGCUUCUCUUACACACAGAAACAAAAUGCAUCUCUUACACACACUCAAUGCACCCUUUACAGACACACACUGCAUUACAUUACAUACACAGAAACACACCUUGCAUUUCUUUACACAUACAAACACAGAAACACACAAUGCACCAAGGCUACUAGGUUUCUGGAAGUCUGUUGAAGACCUGUUGAGACAAACGUUUGAUAGACCCCUGAAAAUGGACCCGUGGAUUUAUUUGUUGAAUACAUCAAUUGAUGGAUGGACCAAAAGGGAGCAGAAGUUGGUACACAAAAUCACACUGUGUGCGCGCAGAGCAAUAGCGUCAGCAUGGCUUACAUUAGAGGGCCCGGAAUUCGCGGGGGUUAUACCUAGAAUUAAAGAAUGUAGAGUGAUGGAUGACCUAACGGAAAGGGUGAGAGGAAAUGUCUCGACGUUCCAUAAAAUUUGGGAACCUUGGGACAAUAGUGUAGUUGGCUCGAGAGGAGAAUGAGAGCCCCCCCCCCGCCCAAGUACGAUUCGUAACGGAAACCAUCACUGCUAGCGGGGUCUCCUGUGCUGGCGGGGUUGCUGCUUUUUGACCCUUCCCCGUUUGCCCCCCCCCCCUCCUUUUCUCCCUCUUCUAAACCUCCCUCUAAUUUACUGCACACUUUUUCCUAUCUAUCUCCUUUUUUUUUCUCCUCUUUUCUUUCCUUUUUCUUUGUUUUUAUUUUUUAAUUUUUUUCCAGGCUAGGUCAUACGGUGGGAGGAAAAUGUAACAAUGACACGACACUGAUUAGCACAUCUGAUUGAUAGCUGUCAUUUGUACCUACUUGUUUCAUGAUGUGCAUAUAUCCUCUCCAUAGUUGGCAAACGCCUAAUGUACAAUGAGAAAUGGGUUGGCACUGAUAGAGCGGAGUGGUACUUGAUUGCUCCUAUCUGGCAUAGCAGUUAUUUAGCUUAUACAUAGGCCCAGCUGGGAUCACAUGCCUGUUAUAGAUAAGGAGCUCAUAGACUACAAGAUAUCUACUUAACCGGCAGAUGCCAGCAGUAUGGCAAGGUUGGAGCUUAUUCAGUGUGCCCAAAGGAAUUGUACCUUAAUUGACUUAUUUAUCAGCCUUAAAAGGGAUUGGGCAAAAGACGUUUUUUCUGUGAAUAUAUUGUUUAUAAUUGCAUAAAAAUAAAAAUCCUCAGUAGACGGCAAGUGCCAAUGGCUCAAUUACGAAUGGGCAUAUACUGUAAUUGUCAAGCUGUAUUAUGUAUACUAUUAUUAUUACCCUGGCUUAUGCAUAAGCCCAAAGUCGUUAAUAACUUGCUAUGUCUGUUGAGUAAAAAUAAAGAAUUAAAAAAAAAAGAAACACACAAUGCAUUCCUUACACACAAACACACACUGCAUACGCUACAUCCCUUACACAGAUUAGUAUCCCUAAACACUACAUUCCAUAAGAAUGCACACACAUUACAUCCUCUGCAAUAACACAUCCCCUACACACAUACACUCCACUCCCUGUGAGUAAACUCAUCGGUGGUCCAUGUAGGUGGACUUAUGGGGGGUCCUUGUAGGCAUACUCACGGUCAGGCCCUGGGGGCCCAGACCUAAAGCUGUGUAAGGGGCCCCCAAAAAAGGAGCUGCUUUUUGUUCAUUGAUUUUUGUGAGCACUGUUACAAACAGUCUCCAGAGAGCCUCUUUUACACCAGAUCGGUGGAGCCAGACUGCAACCUUAUCCCAUUAUCAUUCUCUUGUCCUCAUCUUGUGGUAAGUAGGCAUUCCAGUAUAUUAUUAGUGGCAUUAAAGGACCACUAUAGUGCCAGGAAAACAUACUUGUUUUCCUGGCACUAUAGUGCCCUGAGGGUGCCCCCACCCUCAGGGACCCCCUCCCGCCCAGCUCUGGAAGGGGGAAAGGGUUAAAAACUUACCUUUUUCCAGCGCUGGGCGGAGAGCUCUCUGCCUCCUCUCCUCCUCCGAUUCCCUCCGUCGCCGCACUGCUUGAGCUGCAUUCAGGUCCUCAUAGGAAAGCAUUUACAAUGCUUUCCUAUGGACGCUAGCGUGCUCUCACUGUGAAAAUCACAGUGAGAAGCACGCAAGCGCCUCUAGUGGCUGUCAAUGAGACAGCCACUAGAGGGAAUGGGGGAAGGCUUAACCCAUUCAGAAACAUAGCAGUUUCUCUGAAACUGCUAUGUUUAUUAAAAAAUGGGUUAACCCUAGAAGGACCAGGCACCCAGACCACUUCAUUAAGCUGAAGUGGUCUGGGUGCCUAGAGUGGUUCUUUAAUCUCUAAUUUACCUCACAUUAAAGGUACACUAUAGUCACCAGAACCCUCUACAGCUUAAUGAAGUGGUUCUGGUGUCUAUAGCCUAUCCAUGCAGGCUUUUUAGAUAAAAGACAGUGUGUGUGCAGAACUGGCGUUGGCCCAUUUGGCAGAUCAUAUGGGUGGGCAUUGUGAUGUCACAUGGUGGGCAGAACAUAUGGGAGAGGUGGCAAAUUUUUGUUUUCCUAGGGCUGCAAAAAUCCUUCCACCGGCCCUGGCUGUUCUAUGAGAACUCUGGAAUGUGGUAAUUUGGGGGUAUUGUCCUUAUAUGGCUAGGGUUAUAUUUAAAAGGUCUGACGUCAUAAUGGUCAUAUCUAUAUAGAAUUGGGGACUUGCUGCUUGCUGCACAAGGUUGUUUUCUUGUCCGGCAGUUUAAUUAUGUUGACUAGCUCUCCCUUCAGGAGUCCAGCAGUAACCAUCUGCUGUUGAACAUCCAUUAUCCCGUAACAUCCUUUGUUGUUUUAUUAUGUAUCAGUAACUGUAAGACUAAAUCUGAAGAAACCGUAAGUCAGAUUGCAGAUCAGUAUUUUUGAUUAAUAAAGAUGUAUAUUAACAUGGCAAGCCUUUUACCCAAGAAGAAAUAUACAUAAAAUAAUUAUUUUAAUCAACCGGAAAAACACGCAGAUGAAAAUUUUUAUUACAUUAAGUGACCACCUAAUUUUAUUACAAAUACCACAUAGUAGAUGCCACACAAAGCUCUCAGUUGAAGCACCCGGAAAUGGUGCUUGUACACUGACCCUACCGCUUUCUGAAAAUUUACACAAAAAAUAUUUUGUAUUCCUUUACAAAUGAUUAGCAGCAACCAGUGAGCCACCCGGUAAUCAUUGCAUUGGCCACCAAUAGGCCAUUCUUGUUUCUAACUUCCACAGAAGCAUAAUGUUAAAGUCCCAACCUGGGACAGCAGGGCAAGGGCCUGAGAUUGUGACUGUCAUGCCAGUUUCAGGCCACUUUGAAGGUGUGGUUAGGGAUACCAACAGCUAGGCAAUAGAAUUUCGGCUGUGAAUUUCCUUGUGUGAUGGCUUGGGAAUACAUAUAUCUUCUUAGUAUUUUUUUUUUAUCCUGGUAUAAUGCAUUCCUAGCAUUUACAGGACACAUCUUACAGGGCUAAAGAGUCUUUCUGUAUGGACUUUGAUGCAUUUUUGGCAGUGUAAGGGGGCCCUGUGUGUAUUUUUACAUUCUGAUAUCUCUCGCAGUCAUUUGACCUGAAAGGGCUCACUUUUGGCACCAAAUGUAGAAAAUUGUAAAUUGUAAAGCAGUUGCUAAAAAUAGCACCAAAUGUGUUAAAUGACGAAGAGUCUUUGGUGUCUCACAUGCAGUGCUAAUUGACUGUGCCCUUCACAACAGCCAUGAGCAGCUGUGAUGUGAAUAAUUUAUCAUACAGUGCAACUAUUCAUCUCACGCACUCAUUUGUGACUCUGUGCACUGUACCAUGUAGCCUCCAAUUCAAUAUGAACACAUUCUUUUGUAUUUUAUUUAUUUUUAUUUUGGUCACACAACUUUUGAUGGUGAUAUCUAAAAAUCAAUUUUUUUUGCUUUGAAGAUCAUUAAACCAGUUUCAAAGAUCCAUACAGAGGAGUUUGUUCACUAACACAGAAUUGUAAUAAAUUUAUAGUAUAUUCACCAAUGAUGACUGCUCCGCUUACAGUGCGUUGGGUGCAGGGGAAGGUGAGUUUUACUUACCUAAAUCUGUCCCUCAUCGCAUCACGGCCACCGCCAUCAUCAUCUGGAAAGUCCUCUUCAGCUCUUGGUGCUUCAAUUGCCAGGAGCCCACAUCAAUGUUGUACUCUCGUGCAUGUAACCCUUCUGAACUUGCAACCCUUCUUCCCCUGCCCAGACUUUCUGUGGCUGUCCAAUCACAGAUUUCCCAAUGCGGUUCAGUGAGAAGUCUUUGCAAGACAGGUCCUCUGAGCAAUUGCUGCCCCAUGAGUUUAGCUCAAUUGAGCUAACCAAACCAGGAAGUAACAGGACCAGUUGUCUGAUUGCGCUGUAACAAGGUAAAUGUAUAAAAGUGUAAAUUUCUAUUGAAAAUGAAAAGAGAGGACACACUCUUCACACAUAAGGCACUCCAGCAAGCUAAAGUAUUUCAGGAGUGUACUUUUAAAUUCCUUGUGCUGCUUGCAGUCCACUAAUUUAUCCUAAUGUUUAUGUAGGGAAAUAAAAACCUGAAUAAAUGUUAUUUUAAUUAUUAUGUUAUUAUAUAAAGAGAACACCUAAGCAGCGAGCCUGCAUGGUGGAGCUGAUGGAAGCACCGUUGACUUGGAUGGAGACAGACACAGGAGUAACAACACUUGAGGGAGCAAAGACCAGAAUUUCAGUUUUGGUCAAGUUUAGUUUAAGGAAGUGUUCAGUCAUUCAGUUAGAAAUAGCAGAGAGGCAGUCAGAGACACUAGUCAAGAGGGAUGGGGAGAAAUCAGGAGAGGACAGAUAGAUUUGUGUGUCAUCCGCAUAGAAAUGCUAUUGGAAGCCAAAGGAGCUAAUGAGUUUACCAAGGGAGGCAGUAUAGAUGCAGAACUGUAGGGGACCAAGGACUUAACCUUGGGGGACACCAAAAGAGAGGAGUUGGGGAGAAGUAAAGCCAGAGAAAGAAACACUGAAAGAGCGCUGGGAGAGGUAGGAGGAGCACCAGGAGAGAGCAAUAUCUUGUAGACCGAUAUUGCGGCGGAUGAGAAGAAGCUGUUUAUGAUCAACAGUGUCAAAAGCCACAGAAAGGUCAAGGAGAAUUAGGAUAGAGUAAUGAUCAUGAGAUUUUGCGACAAGUAGAUAAUAGGAUACCUUGGUCAGUGCCGUUUAUAGAGUGUUUAGCGUGGAAACCAGAAUGAAGCGGGUCUAGUAAAGAGUUGGCCUCGAGGAAGUCUGUCAAUCUCGCAUACACAACUCUUUCAAGGAUCUUGGAUGCAAAAUGCAGUAGCGAUAUAGGACGGUAGUUGGAUGGGGAGUUAGGGUCAAGGUUGGGCUUAUUUAGAAUUGGGGUUAUAGUUGCAUGUUUGAAGGGCGAUGGAAAUAUGCCAGAGGAGAGAGAGAGAUUGUAUCGUUUUGUGUCAUCUGCAAACAAUGACUCUUGCCUUUUGAUGCUCAUUUCAUGAUAAAUAAUACAUAUUUAAUCUGUUUUUCAGGCUUGAUAUAGCAACCUCCUUCCCUGAGUAACAUUUGUUAUUACCGCAAGCAUUACUUAAAUAGAAAAUGGAUUCACAGCAGAAAAAAAUAAAUUCUGCUUUAUAGAACAUCAUGCUUUUGUGUCCUUCAUUUACCCUACAGUUAGUCAACUAAAAUGACAUUAAUUCUCUGUUGUCAAUUAUUAUUAUAAAUUGGUUGGGGCCAAGUUUGGGCACUGUAGUGCAUAAUAAUAUAGAGCAAACAAUUAUUGGUAUGUAUCCAAUAUCCAUAAUAUGUGAUGCAUUAUUUGCUAACACUAAUAGAGCAGUCAAUUAUAACUUUUCUGAAAUGCAAUAUAUAAAGUAGGCAGACAUGGCAAAAAUAUUGAGAUGUUGUUCAAGCGAACAUUACAGUGGAAAAUUCACUUACUUGAAAAUAUCAGAUUUUUUAUUUUGAUUUUUAGUUUUGUUCUGUUUUAAUCAUCUCAGACUUACUGAGAUUUUCACGCACUCCAAUAAAUAGUUACAUGAUAACCAAAGCUCGAUUCAGAGGACUAAAGGAGGAGGUAUAAAUAUUAUGUUAAAAUGUCUUCUAAACUGCCUGAAUUGAUACAUGUAUCCUGCUUUGUGUCCGUGUGUUUUCAGGCACAUGGGGCGUCACUUGGUAUAAGAUGUAUACAGGAAUAUAUGUUUGUGGUGUGUGUUCAGUGUGUAAAUGCUGUGUCAGUAGUGAUGGUGGAAAUGCUUUCCUUGGCUUAAGUGAGUCGUCAAAAUAGGAAUGAAGAGACAGGAGUGCCUGAUAAGUUAUCAGUUAAAUCUAUGCGUGAUUGCAAGAGAGAACCUUGUCAAACAAUAUAUAUAGAUGAUCAUAAUGAAUCAUGUAAACACUGGGCAGAGGAGAAUAGUGACCAUGUAAAAGAGUACAGUACUAAAAACCGUGGAAAGUACAGUAUACUGUGUAGUGGGGACUGGGGAACCUUUCUUAACACUGUGUCAAGAUAGUGACAGGAUAGCCUAAUAUCCAACAUGUAGAAUCUAAGUAUAUAAAGAUAUAACCAGAAAUCCUAAAAUGUAUUACCGGACCUUAGAAUGACUGGAUUUAAUGUUUAUGAAAGGUCAAGAAAACAAGGGUGAAGGUCAACGGUAAGGCAAGCCAGAGGUCACAGAAUACUGAAGUCAUAAUAGUCAAGGUACAAGCCAGUAGUCAAUAUAUAGGAGAAUGAAUAGAAUGAACGCACUCUCGGAUUACCAUGAUGGAAACCAUGACAGGGCGCACUGCAAAUGCCAGAGAAUGAGUUCAAACAUAGCGAUCAUGUGACGCAGGAACAUGAGUUAUAUAUGCGCCAUGACGCACACACAUCUGCAUCAGUUAGGGCCAGAAUAAUUAGUGCCAUUGAAGGGCUCCGAUGCGCAGCGGGCGGUGUUAGUUAGAACACUGGGUAUGAGCGCUGCAACAUAGGAAGGAGUGACAAGCAGCUCCACUCGAACUCCAGUAACACGCACCGUCCAGAAGCAUGACCUGCGGACAUCGUGAUACAAUGGGGAGAGAAGCAAAAUGAGAUUAAUAGAGGGGGACCUCUCUGAACAAUGUGGAGGCACGCACAGUGACCACGUAAAGAGAGAAACUCACUAAACACUAGGGAAGAAGGACAGUCCUCAUGCAAAGAGGAAGUUUCAGUAAACAAUAUGGGGAUAGGCAUAGUGAGAAUGUUAAGAGGAGAGACUCACAAAGCAAUAUGGAAAGUUUCAAAGUGACAAUGUUAAGAGGGAAAUACUUUAUGUACUGAGUAUAAAAAGUCCAGUAACAAACAAAAAAACACCUCACAUCAAUGUUUGUAAAAAGAUAAGAGAUGAUAAUAUCUCUGGUAAUUGAAUAUCACUUUUUCUAUAGAUGUCCGCCAUAGAACACCUAUUCAUUUACCACAGUUAAGUUUAUCUCUGGUAACAUAAUACAGACUUUAUUUCUUAAGAUAAACAAUUGAACUAGUCGCUCAAAUAACACUAACAUAAAAUUUUUUUUGCUUAAUGUCGUCAUUAAAUACUGUAACUAUAGGCCAGAAAUCUCUCACUGUUGAUUCUUCGCACCCGGAAGCUUGUAUCAACUUUUCAUUUAACAGUUUUAUUUUAAAAUAAGGGAUAGUAUAGGGGACUACACAGUGCACACAGCCUGCUCCCCACCAGUGUGCAGUACUGUCUGUAUUUCAGUAUAAUAAGGGCUACCACAGGGAAUCUUAGGGCCUCUUAAAAAGUCAUUCGUUUUGCCCCUACCAUCACCAAAACACGCUCCCAAAUUUGCAAAGCCACACAACUGUCACACAUACACAUAGAUGCACAAUGUCAGACACACACUGGUACACAGUGUCCAGGGGUGGACUGGCAGCAACUUGGGACGCUGGCCAAAGAUAUGCCUUGUGCCCCUUUCACGUCCAUUAAAUACAUGUGGGUUUAUUCACUAAACAGUUACAUUUACUGAAUUCAAACACAGACUGCAAAACGGAGUUUUGGAAUUUGGAAAAAUUCACAAUUUAGUUAUAUUCUGAGCUUGGCUAUUUUGACUUGAAUUCUUUAAUUCAGUAUGUAUUUCAAUAAAAUAACUAUUUCAUGAACAAACUCUAUGCCUGAUUAGAAUAACAAUAGAGUAACAAUGUCUUUGUGAGUAGUGCAAAAUUGUAAAUUUAUGUGUGUGUGUGUGUGUGUAUAGCUUCACAAUGUGUGUCUAAAUGAAAGAGGUUUUUUUGUGUCAAGGUUAGUGAAUGCAGUGUUGUGUGUGUGUGUGUGUAAUGGAAUGUCUGUGCGUGUAAAUGCAGGAAUAAAUGUUUGUGGUGUGUGUUCAGUGUGUAAAUGCUGUGUCAGUGUGUGCAUGUGAAAAUAGUGGUAUAUUAGUAUAAAGUGUAUUUUAGUGGAGAUGACUGUAUGACAUUUCUUUCACUUCAUAUCUUCCUGACUAUACUAAAAUAAGGUGAUUGGAUGUCAGGCGUUUAUAAAACAUCAGUGUUUGCAGGUACCUAGCCUUGUGUUAUAAUCAUCUUGUUUUCCCAAUGCAAAUUUUACACUUAUAUUGUUUAGUAUUGAGGGGUUCACAUUGUUAUAUUAUAAUUAAAGGGAUACUAUAGCCACCAGAACAACUACAGCUUAUUGUAUUUGUUCUGGAGAGUAUAAUCAUUCCCUGCAUGCUUUUUGCAGUAAACACUAUUUUUUCAGAGAAAGCCUAUGGAUACCUCAACUGGCCACUCCUCGGAUGGCUACGAGAGGUGCUUCCUGGGGCAGUGUGCAGCACUGACGUUCAGUGUCUGUACCCUCUGCAUGGAGACAUUGACACCAAUUGGCCAGGUCUGCGUUUUCUCCGCCCCCCACUUGCCUCCUUGGGAAAGCAAUGUGAUUGACUGAGUUCAUCACUUCUGAUGGUGUCAACCAAGGAUGCAGAUCGGGAAUCAGAACCAGCACCAGCAGACUGGAAUAAAAGUAAUAUUUUACCAUAUUUAGGGGAGUGAGGGGGGCUAGAUGGUGAGCUUAACACUAUAAGGUCAGGAAUAAAUCUUUGUGUUCCUGGCCGUAUAGUGUUCCUUUAAAAAAAUGUUUUAAUGACUUGUAGAAUACUUGUAGAAAAAAAAAAAUAUUUUUAUACUACAACAGACUCUCCUGAUAUGCUAUGGAGUAAAAUGGCAUCUAUUUUGAACAAAUAUGUAGUAAAAUAUGAUGUAAUAGCUAGAAUCAUCUUACAUGGGCAAUCAGCAAUAUAUUGACAUUUACAUUUUUUUUUUAAUGGUUCAGUCUAACUUAUGCAAAUUAAUUUAACAGUUAUUUUUUUUUAUCGCUUGUUCAUUAAUCCAUAAAACACUUGCUUUCAGGUAUGUUGCGUUACCACUGAGCAGACUGCUGGGGAUACAGGAGAAGAAGAAAAAUGUGAAAGCCACGCCAAACCCAGUCCUUGAAGCCUUCUACUUAAAGCAGAGAAACCAGCCGACAGAGGUAAGUUUGUUGUACGAACCCACUGUCAGAUUAAUUAGUCGAAGAACCAUUGCGUUAACACUACAUUAUACUAGCAUUAAAAAAAAUAUAUAUAUAUAUUUAUUUUUUAAUUAUUUUGUUAGCUGUGUUUUUAAGUUUCCAGCACUGGGCUCUCUCCUACCCCUUUUUAAAAAAUAUUUAAAAAUAUAGAACUUACCUUUAUUCCAGCACCGACACAGGCUCCUCACUGCAACCUGAUCCUCACCUAGUGAAGUCUUCAGUCCUGAUGACGCUUGUUCAAUCAGAUGCUUCUCUGCCAGGUUUAGCGGAAGGAGACCUGAAUGGGGUAAUUGACAGGCAAAAAUAACCAAGGCAAAGAACAGACGUAGAUAAGAUGGAGGCAUAGUCAGGAGCAAGGGGUCAGUUUGGGCAGCACAAGCGAAGUUCCGAGAAGGAUCGAGUACCAGGAGAACAAUAAGGCAUGGGAUAAACUCAGUGAUCGGCAACUUAGGGAGUACAGUACAACUGAGCGUGGAGCACUGGGACAAUGGCCAAUUUAUAGGGAAGAGAGGAAAACUCCACAAUGUACACCACAAUACAGUCUUCGCAUUACUGGCACUCCCCUUUAUCGUGUCUCACCCCCUUUCCCUUUAAGAAGUGCACAUGCCUAGGGAACCAUGAGGCAAUGGAGGCUCAGCAGUUACUUCCAGCAGUGAUGAUGACACACUACACAUGUGUAACAGUCAGCAUGAUCUGCCAAUCCUGUGAUGGUCGUAGAGAAGUACUGAAUCCGGGGCUUCUCAUAGAGAAGCAUUAGCUCUGUUAUUCAUCAUUACUCUGUGCAUGAUGAUGCAGAACAUAAAGUCCUUCGGGAAAUCAAAGAAUUAAGGAGGAAGCAGCUCUCUUGGUUGUCUGUCUCGUAGCCACUAGAGUGUGUUUUUGACUAGUUGUAAACCUUUCCAUUUCUUAUAAUUGGCAAUAUUUUACCAAUACGUAAAGAUGUCGUGACUUAUGUGCUUAGACUGUCUAUUUAAUCUAAAAAGAUUAACAAAACUAUAGCAAACAAGGCUUGGUGCAUUUGUUCCAUCAAAUAGAAGUCUGUAGGAAACCGACAAUGGAAAGGCUACUCUGCACAGGGGGUAUAAAGGUAUUUUUGUAUACAAGAUGCAUGGUUAAGGAUAUAAAUUUAUUUUUAGCUCAUAUAUGUUCAUUUUCCAGUAACGCCAAUUUCUUUGUUUCUUUACAUCUUGUUUGUAGUGAAAUCUUAUUAUACAUGUUGAGAAUGUUUUCUCACACUUUAUCUAAUUAUAUUGCCAUAUACAGUUGAAAUUCAGAAUUUGCAAUACAACAAAUAGAAAAGAAGAAAUUAAAAGAAACUAAAUAUACCGGUACAAAAUGAUUGUGCAUCUUAUUAUGUCUAAUGAACCAAUCUUUGUCGCAGAGCGAGGUUCGCUGCUUGUCUGCUCAGUGUAACAUGCAGAAUCGCCAAGUUGAACGCUGGUUCAGAUGUCGCAGAAACCAAGACAGACCAAGUACAAGUCAGAAAUUCCGUGAGGCCAGGUGAGGUGGGAAAACCUACCACAACGGGAGAAGUGUAAAACUAUACAUACCACGAGGGCCGCCGUGAGAAUUGUUGGGGCCCCUUACAAAACUACAUGCUGGGAUCCCUAACACACUCACAAUAACAGACAGAGAUACAAACUCCCAAUAGAUACCCCAACACACACUCCCAGAGAAACAUAUUCACAGACACGCGCACACAAUAUAUGCAUUCCAGACACUGUCACAGAUACACACAGAUACACGCAUGCACCUCAAUACACACUGCCAUGCACACACACACAGUUAAAAAAUCCAAUCUCCCAUCUAAAAUUAUUAGAGUUAAGAGGGUAUAGGUAUGGACAUAGCAUUUCACCUUAAUUUUAUAAUUGUGUAUUUGGGCAAGGAGCUAUGAGCAAUGCUUGACAAUAUUCCUCGGAAUGUAGGAGUUUGAACUGCAAGUUAGGAACCAGACAUUUUUAAUAAGCUACACACAAGCACACUUAAGAAACCACUUUGUCACACCAGUAGUUUGCCCAACAUGCUAUCUGAGGUAGUGUCACAGAUGGUCUGCAAUGGUGUUUGAAGGAUAUAUUAGGUGUUUUUGCUGUAUAUUUGAUGGUAUUUCGUUUUUUUUAAAUUUAUUUAUUUAUUUUUGUAGUGCACGUAUAUAGUACAGGCAUGCUUGAGGUGCCCCGAAAGCAGUCCUCAGGCUUUUCCCACGCUUAACAUGCGGGGUGUACGAUUAACUGGCACAAUUUUUAUAUUUUAUCAGUCUCAAUUAACAUCACAUUAAAUCAUUGGUUGGUUCGUGUGUUAGCUGUAGUAGUACCAAUAUAUAUAGUACAGGUAGUGCGGUACAGCGCUAGCGAUUUUCGUUUAGCUAAUGCCCGUACCUGUUUGAUGUGAAACGGUUCGCUUAUAUAGUAAGACCUGCUAGGGCAGGGUCGUUUAUAGUAUUAGUUGCGCUCAUGGUUACACAUAUGUAUAUUGCAAUUAGUGUGCCAUUUUUGCCUCAGAAGCAUAACGGUGAGAUUAACAAGUUGAGAGGCCAGUAUAGAUAGCUUCAUGCGAUGCAGUUCAAACUAGUGUUUUAGGGUACAUGCCUAUCUUGCGCCUUAAGCAACAAUUAAUUAGUAGACUGAACAUAAAACAUAACAUAAUUUGUAAGGUGUAUGCUGUGCCAAUGCGCUCAGGGGAUGGUAUUUAGUUUUAAUAUAAUUAACACUGUUUUUAAGGAAGUAGUUCCAUUUUAGCAGUUCUAACAUACUUUCCACAAUCUUUGCAGAGUGCCUAACCGUGGAAGCCAAAACUACAUUUUCUGUUAGUUCCUAAACAUGCAAAGUGAUAACAUUUUGCAGAUUAUGGUUUUAACUUCUUGUUGAUUUUUUUUAAUUUUAUUUCAAUUUUAGCUAGAUUUCCCCCAAUCUAUGUUAGAGCACUUUAUUGAAAUAUGACUUUAAAAAAAAAAUAAUAAUAAUAAUAAGGGUUUUCUGUUGGUUCUGAGUCUGGACGGUAUCUCUCGCUCUCUGAGGCUAUUUUUAUCAUUUGUGCUGAAUGAACCCAUGUUAUGAUCCUUGUUUUUCUCUCCCUUCCCGUAUUAAGGUCUAUAUAAAUCUUCCUUAAUUGCCCGAGUCAUAUUCAGUCCCAUUUCGCAUGAGUCCUAGUAAUAUCUGUAUGUUCGCUAAACCCUUAAUUCAGUUGCUUACUAUUGUAUGUAUCAAUAUUUGUGUUUAAUGUAUUCUUUCAUAUCAAAAAUCAAAUCUCAGUCCACUAUUUAUAUUUUAAGUGCGUUUUCUUACGGCAUACCAGUUUAGAUUUUUGGGUUUUUUAGAGGUUUUUUGAAGAGUAUGUGUAUGCGAUUUUCAUAACUUUUUGAAUCUAGCUUAUCUCAUGGAUACAUUCUAAUAGGAUAGUAUGUGACUGACCACAUUGCACUAAAUGUUCAGAAUAACUGCAGUAGGCUCAAGUAGCUGUAUUGACCCAGGGAUAAGUUAACUAAUAUGUAGUAGACUAAUGAAAGUUUAAGUGAAGAACAGUUGUAAACAAUAGAAUUAUAUAAAUUAAUCGGUAACACUCAAGUAUUUGACUGUGUGCACACAUAUAAUAAUUCAGUAAUCUGUGCAAAACAGAGCUCACACCCCCAAACAUACCAAUAUUGAAUCAGAUCGUCCAAACACGCAAGAGAGAAACACUACGAUAGUCUUUAUUAGUAAAACACAAUAAACAAUAAACAAAGCAAAACAAAAUGUGUUUUGUUCCCCCAAAGCAUGUAUAGUUCACAAGCCAUAAGAUUAAGCAAUACUUUGCAAACAUAUACAUUCUGUAUCAGUCAAAACCAUCAGACUUAGGAGCCUAACGGAACCUUAUGUUACCCCAACAUUCUGACCACAUUGACCUUUUCGAUGCUUUUUCUACAGAUGACUGACAAAGGCUGCAAAUCCACACUUACCAAAACCCUCUAACAGAAGCAAGAGAGCACUCAGCACAGAUUUACAGAACUUCAAGUGGCUUACAUGUACAUAACUGGGAUUUAUUUUGAAUAAUAUAUCUAAUAUGUCUCACUCACAUCAAGUUUAUUUCAUAUUUUUUUGGACACAUCAUUUAAAAAAAAAAGUUUUAAGCAUAAAUGUCCUUGUACAGUUGUAUGUUUGUUUGGUUUUUAAAUAUUUUUCAAACAUUGCAUAAUGUUUGUUUUUUUUCUCUUUAGUUGGAGAUACGUCUUCUAUUUAGUUGCGUUCCUUACUGGCCUUGCUGUCCUGAAAGAUGUGAGUAUACAGUGAUUCUGCGUUAGUGGACAGGCAUGCUCAGACGGGUAUAGAUCUGUAUGUAAUGGAAAAUGACAGAGCGUAUAAUAUCCUAAUAUCAUGUUAUAAGUAAAGUUUCUAUUAUAUCUGAAAUUACCUUCUUACCUAUUUUUCUGUUUUAGACCCUAGCGCAUUACACAGUACUUCAAAUAGUGUGAUUAAAGUUAUGUGUUCUCCAAUAGGGAGGGAUAGUUAUCGGAUUUGGAAAAAUGACUUUUGUUGGGCAAAGAAAGGUCACGUGGAAUAUUUGUCCAUCCAAAUGAACGUUAAAGGACCACUAUAGUGCCAGGAAAACAUACUCGUUUUCCUGGCACUAUAGUGCCCUGAGGGUGCCCCCACCCUCAGGGGCCCCCUCCCGCCCGGCUCUGGAAGGGGGAAAGGGUUAAAAUAUACAUACAAAAUAAUAGGUGGAGCUGUAAAUUCUUGAGAAGUCUGUAAAAUACAAAAUACAAUACAAAAUAGCGUAGUAUGUCUGUAAUUGACAAUGAAACAAGGAUAAGAAAUAGUAAAACUCACAAGGCUGGAGUCAUACCGUCAUAUGACUCUGGAGGUAUACGUCUCUGGACCAUUGGGGGUUGUCCAAACCCUUUUGUUGUCGACUUUUUGGUCUUCCCCCUUUUAUGUUCCUUCGUCGGUCCCCAAGAAGUACUUGGUAAACGGGUGGUUCUUCAAUAAUAGUAUAUAUUUAUUAGAAAAUAACUGGUGUAAAAAUUAUUUUAAAAUAUCCAUAUAUCAGAUAAUGCUGAAUAUAGGAAUACAGUACAAUGCAUAUGCAAAUGCAAAAUUGGAAAGUGUCCAAUAAAUGUUCAAAAAGUCCAAAACGCGUUUCACCUGUUUAACAGGCUUCCUCAGUUGGCUAUAAUCUUCUUUUUCCUCCUUCUUGUCCUUUUUAUAAACUUGGUUUGCCGGUUUUUUCGCCUCCUUCCGUCACUUCCGGGUUUUUCGCGUCUGGAACGCAACGUAAAGGGUUAAAAACUUACCUUUUUCCAGCGCUGGGCGGAAAGCUCUCCUCCUUCUCUCCUCCUCCGUUCCUCCUCCUGGGCUGAAUGCGCACGCGCGGCAAGAGCUGCGCGCGCAUUCAGCCCGUCGCAUAGGAAAGCAUUGUAAAUGCUUUAUGGACGCUAUGUUUCUCACUGUGAAAAUUACAGUGAGAAGUAUCGCAUGCUUUCUAGUGCCAAGCCGUUUACAGCCACUAGAGGGAAUAGGGGGAAGGCUUAACCCAUUGAUAAACAUAGCAGUUUCUCUGAAACUGCUAUGUUUAUUAAAAAAUGGGUUAACCCUAGCUGGACCAGGCACCCAGAUCACUUCAUUAAGCUGAAGUGGUCUGGGUGCCUAGAGUGGUCCUUUAAACAUUUGUUGAACAUACGGUUUGCACAAAUGUGCUUACAUUUACAUAAUUAAUUUGUUGCAAAUUAAUGCAAAGCUUUUCAGAGAAAUGGCAGUGUUAACACUGCUGCAUAGGAACACCUCUAGUGGCAGUCACUCAGACGGCCACUAGAGGUACUUCCUGUGUCAGUGUUAGACAGUGCUCUGCAUGGAGGCGCUGAACGUUGCCAUAGAGAUGCAUUGAUUCAAUGCUGAUUGGAGUGGCACGUUUUGCAGCUGGUGUCUGACUUAUCCCCUGGUAGUGUUGUAUGUAGUUGCUGCUGUUCUGAUCCUGAAAAGGUUGAAGAUCCCACUUCUUCACCCCAUCUACAAAGACCAGAUCAACAUUUCACCUAUUUGCAAUUCAGGCCACCUUAAAACUAUAUAUUAAAUCUCCAGCCGCCCCAAAUGUCUCAUUGACAGCCGCUAGAGGCGCUUGCGUGCUUCUCACUGUGAUUUUCACAGUGAGAGCACGCCAGCGUCCAUAGGAAAGCAUUAUGAAUGCUUUCCUAUGUGACCGGCUGAAUGCGCGCACAGCUCUUGCCACGCGUGCGCAUACAACCGACGGGGAGGAGAAGAGGAGGAUCGGAGGAGGAGAGCUCUCCGCCCAGCGGUGGAAAAAGGUAAGUUUACCUCUUUCCAGAGCCGGGCUGGUGGGGGUCCCUGAGGGUGGGGGCACCCUCAGGGGACUAUAGUGCCAGGAAAACGAGUAUGUUUUCCUGGCACUAUAGUGGUCCUUUAAAGGACCACUGCAGACACCCAGAUCACAUCAGCUCAAUGAAGUUGUCUGGGUGUCAGGUCCCUCUAGUUUUAACCCUGCAGCUGAAAACAUAGCAGUUUCAGAGAAACUGCUGUUUCACUGAGGGUUAAUCCAGCCUCUAUGGCUGUCUCACUGACAGCCGCUAGAGGAGCACACUUUAAGCAUUGAGUAAUGCUUUCCUAUGGGCGGUUUGAAUGCGCGGGUCGCAUUCGGAGCUGAGAGGCUGAGGGAUCCUCGCCAAGGGAAUCCGGCGCUGGAGAAAGGUAAGGUGCUGAAGACACACACACACACACACUUACAGACGCAUACACACUAGCUAACAGACACACACAUUUACUGACAGAGACACAGUCAGCGACAGACAUACAUACACACACUCACUUACAAAACAUACACUCUCAUUGACAAACACACACUUACUAACAGACAUCAAACAGACUCACUAACACACACACUCAGUAAGACACACACAUUAACACACUCACUGACACUCACUAGCAGACACACACUAACACUCACAUUCACUCUAACACUCACACUAACACUCACUAGCAGACACACACACUAACACUCACUCUAACACUCACACACACUAACACUCACUAGCAGACACACACACUAACACUCACUCUAACACUCACUCUAACACACACUCUAACACUCACUCUCACACACACUAACACUCACUCAAACACUCACACACAAACACUCACUCUAACACUCACACACAAGCACUCACUCUAACACUCACUCUAACACUCACUAACACACUCUAACACUCACACUAACACACACUAACACUCAUUCUAACACUCACUCACACUAACACUAGUUUUUUUUUUUUUUAAAUGUAAUCCCCCCAGCCUCCUUACCUUUUAGAGUGCUGGGGGGAUUCCCUGGGGUCCAGUGGUGCUGCUGGGCUCCUGGGCGGGUGGCCGGUUGGGCAGGCAGGCGGGCGCGCGCGCGAGGGAGCACUCAGUGCUUCCUCGCGCCCGCCUGCCGGGUGUCAGCAGGGCCAGCCUCGGGGGACCCUGGGGUGGUCGGCUCCUGGGCCCCCCAGGGGAAGAGGCUGGCCCAGUGGGUACACACCGGGUCGCAGGGGUGGCCAGGCCCCCUGGUGGGCCGGGCCCGGUCGCAGCCGCGACCCUGGUAUGUACGCCACUGCCCCUGACCCAUGUUUAUUUUUGUUGCUUUGUGCUAUAUACCUCCACUGACCCCUUGUCUUGUUUAUUGUUAUUUUACUCUAUAUAAAAAGCAUAUUAUUCUCUGGUUACUUACCUGCAGCUCAUUUUGUCACCUGUACCAGGUAUCAUAUUUCUUUCUUGUAACAGGUGUGUUUUUUUUCAUUAAUCCCAUAACAUAUAAUCUGACUGUCCUUUACCUAUUUUUUGCAUAUUGAAAUCUGACCUAGCCAUGAACGUGAGAUUUACUGAUAUACAUACAGUUGCAAGAAAAAGUAUGUGAACCCUUUGGAAUGAUAUGGAUGUCUGCACAAAUUGGUCAUAAAAUGUGAUCUGAUCAUCAUCUAAGUCACAACAAUAGACAAUCACACUCUGCUUAAAUUAAUAACACACAAAGAAUGAAAUGUUGCCAUGUUUUUAUUGAACACACAAUGUAAACAUUCACAGUGCAGGUGGAAAAAGUAUGUGAACCCUUGGAUUUAAUAACUGGUUGAACCUCCUUUGGCAGCAAUAACUUCAACAAAAUGUUUCCUGUAGUUGCAGAUCAGACGUGCACAACGGUCAGGAAUAAUUCUUGACCAUUCCUCUUUACAGAACUGUUUCAGUUCAGAAAUAUUCUUGGGAUAUCUGGUGUGAAUCGCUUUCUUGAGGUCAUGCCACAGCAUCUCAAUCGGGUUGAGGUCAGGACUCUGACUGGGCCACUUCAGAAGGCGUAUUUUCUUCUGUUUAAGCCAUUCUGUUGUUGAGUUACUUCUAUGUUUUGGGUCAUUAUCCUGUUGCAACACCCAUCUUCUGUUGAGCUUCAGCUGGUAGACAGAUGGCCUUAAGUUCUCCUGCAAAAUGUCUUGAUAAACUUGGGAAUUCAUUUUUCUUUCGAUGAUAGCAAUCCGUCCAGGCCCUGACGCAGCAAAGCAGCCCCAAACCAUGAUGCCCCCACCACCAUACUUCACAGUUGGGAUGAGGUUUUGAUGUUGGUGUGCUGUGCCUUUUUUUCGCCACACAUUGUGUUGUGUGUUUUUUCCAAACAACUCAACUUUGGUUUCAUCUGUCCACAGACUAUUUUGCCAGUACUGCUGUGGAACAUCCAGGUGCUCUUGUUCAAACUGUAAACGUGCAGCAAUGUUUUGUUUGGACAGCAGUGGCUUCCUCUGUGGUAUUCUCCCAUGAAAUCCAUUCUUGUUUAGUGUUUUACGUAUUGUAGAUUCGCUAACAGGGAUGUUAGCAUUUACCAGUGACUUUUGUAAGUCUUUAGCUGACACUCUGGGAUUCUUCUUCACCUCAUUGAGCAGUCUGCUCUGUGCUCUUGCAGUCAUCUUUACAGGACGGCCACUCCUAGAGAGAGUAGCAGCAGUGCUGAACUUUCUCCAUUUAUAGACAAUUUGUCUUACCGUGGACUGAUGAACAACAAGGCUUUUGGAGAUACUUUUAUAACCCUUUCCAGCUUUAUGCAAGUCAACAAUUCUUAAUCGUAGGUCUUUUGAGAGCUCUUUUGUGCGAGGCAUCAUUCACAUCAGGCAAUGCUUCUUGUGAAAAGCAAACCCAAAAUGGGUGUGUGUUUUUUAAAAGGCAGGGCAGCUGUAGCCAACACCUCCAAUCUCAUCUCAUUGAUUGGACUCCAGUUGGCUGACAUCUCACGCCAAUUAGCUCUUGGAGAUGUCAUUAGUCUAGGGGUUCACAUACUUUUUCCACCUGCACUGUGAAUGUUUACAUGGUUUGUUCAAUAAAAAUAUGGCAACAUUUCAUUAUUUGUGUGUUAUUAGUUUAAGCAGACUGUGAUUGUCUAUUGUUGUGACUUAGAUGAUGAUCAGAUCACAUUUUAUGACCAAUUUGUGCAGAAAUCCAUAUCAUUCCAAAGGGUUCACAUACUUUCUCUUGCAACUGUAAAUCCAAUUCCGACACAACUACAUAUUGUUGUGCAUUAAUGCAGACUGUAGCAAACCUAGCCACUUCUGUGUGUAAAAGACCGAGUUGGUUCGACUAUUUCUACUUCACAAACAGAAUAAAGACAUAUUGUUCAUGAGUCGAACCAACUACCGAACCGGGAGACCACCCAGUGGAGUCGUGUGUCUCCAAUUAAGGAUUGCAACACUUGAAAACUGCAAAGUUCCAAAUGGUCGGAAGGAUGGGCCAUCUUUGCACACGAACACCCUAGCGGUGUUUAUUCAUCGAGUGCGUGGAACUAAAAUCGGCCACUCAACCUCACAAACACCGCUGGACUUCCAUCCUGUUCGUACGUGCGUUUCCUUUUGUCCAAACAGAGCGGCGUUUGACUAAAUGGAACGAACAACCAUUAGACACACGACUACCCUGCUUAUGAACGUUUACAUUCGUUAGUUUGUUCGUGAGAACUCCCGAAAGAAAGACCGGUCAAAACAGUCAAUUGCAUGGAACUGUUUUGGGGCUUCAUCUUGUGGCUGACCGGUCCAAAACUUCACUCGAAUGGCUUUCCUGUUCUACCGAACAGAUCUGAGUGGCAUUUCUAUAGAUUGGGCGCUCAGAUCCCUGCUAUUCAGUGAAGUGUUUUCCGUGGAGUUCUGAUUAAUAAUAGGGGAGUUAUGAUGUUUUGAAAUAUUGUUUAAUGUUCUGUACUUGGGAGAUAAUCUAAUUAAAGAAUUGUUCUUACGCAAUUAUCUUUCAAGUACAGAAAAGGAUCAUGGUAAAUAUGGCUUUGUUCAGAGUCCUCCACAAGGUCCACCAGGGGGGAUACCCCUGGAAUGUCAUUAAGGAAACUCCUUGUACUGGGAAUCGCAUAAAAGCCAGCUGUGGCUCAAUAAAAAUCAGUUGACUCCCAAAGCCGUGUUUCGUCCAGUUGUUGGGGAAUGGGAUUGGAAUUACUACGCUACCCUUUAUUUGCAUGCUGAUCAUAUCUACCUGCGGAGAUAUUGCAGUUCACACUCUCACUCCGCUACACAGACAAAUUAACCAUUAAUGCUACAUUAUGCAGACUAUCGCAUAGCCUGCACAUAAAUAAUUAUUAAAAACCUAUAGUGCAUAGAUAAAACAGACUAUGAUAUAUCCCACAGGACAGAGAUACCGAUCACCAUAUAACUUGACUGACCGAUAAUCAAAUACUUCCGGAUAUUAUGACCCUGAUAACAAACUUACUAUGAAAUUAAAUGGUAGAUUAUAAUAUAGCAAUCAAUUAUUGAUCAUGUGCCUUACUUUUUUGGUCAUGUAUGUGCGUUACUUGAGGACUUGUGGCAGUAGCUUUGUCUCCAAAAUCAUUAUGUUGGUCUAAUUUAUGUUCCUAAUUCUUCUAGAACAUAAUGUAUUCAUUAAGCUGCUACUGGAACCCUUAAAAUAGUUUUUUCUUAAAAAUGAACGAUGCGUACUACGUCUACUUGAUCAAGGCACAGGAUGGUGCUGAAACGUUUUUGUUCCGGGAGGGAGACACAGACUCAAAGAAUCAGUGUCACGCCGCCCGAAUACUUAUGCAGGCGCCUGUCGGGUCCGCUCAUGCACGGGAGCAGACUGGGACCCAGCGGGCUCAUCUCAUUGUGGCGGCAUUCCCACGUGGUAAUGGGAAAGCCACCUAUCACUUACCUCCUACUGAGAUGCCUCUGAAUGGAACUCCUCCCCCUCACACAGCGGCCGGGUCUGUAAUCAUUAGAGACGCCUCCUGCUGCAAAUUAGAUCCUUUUAAGUGUUUUGUUAUUAACUCUUAUAGUGCCAUACCAUUUGGAACGUGUGUGAUGUCACACACACACUUUACUAUCAUAUGCUUCCCUGCAGCCAAUCAGGGAGCACCUUAGGCUAUUUAAAAAAAAUUUGUCCGUUUCUCUGUGCCCUGUCAUGGUUUCCAUUUAUGGUACUGAUUAUUGUGUAUUUUGACCUUGGCUUUCCUACUGACUAUCCGGUCUCUGUAUUCCUUGACCUUUGGCUUGGCUCCUGACUAUUCUGACUUCUAUAUUCUUCGACCUUUGGCUACUUAAUAGUUUCCGUGAUUUCUGUGUUCUUGUCCACAGCCUGUCUUGUGGUGUUUUUUUUUUUCUUUUAUAUGUUAAUCCGGCCAUUCUAAUGCCCAGGUAAACAUCUUAGGGUGUUCUUUAUUUUUUACUUAAGUUCUGCAUGUUGGGCAUUAGUUUAUCCUGACUAUCAGAUGAUGCUUAUUCACGACAGAAAUAAAAUAUGCACAGAAUUGACAUUCGCCAGCUCGGAACAGAGUUCUGGGCUGCCUUAGUCACAUGUGCCAGGAGUGCAACUAACCCCUGUAAUAAAAAUGCUGUUCUAGCCUAAUGAUGAUCAGUUUCAUCUCAAUCCUUCCUCCAUCCUUAUCUCAUUCCCCUCUAUCCUUAUCUGUCUUCCUACAGCUCUCCUGUAUAUUCUCAUUUAUUUUUUCCCCGUCUUUUCCAUCACACUAGCAAGCUGAUGCAGACUACCACUUAUCAAAUGAGACAUUCUUAAAUAAGCUUUUGUGCGAGACCUCCUACAAUGUCCGAAACUGUUCUAGCAACGUUCCAGAUUACCGACCAUAAAAUAUGAAAAAUGGAGAUAUAGACUAAAUAAACAGAAAACUCACUGAAAUAUUCCGUGUACCUUCAGCAGAUGUAAAUAAUAUGAAACGCCUGAUUGCGUGAUGUGCGCUGUGUUUUUUACGUUUUUUUAUGUGACUAUAGCAUUGACAAGACCUGCUUUCCAGUUGGCUUAGACCUGACAAGAGCUGCAGGCUCAUGCUUCUCUAAGAUUAGAAUGUGGAUAACGUUGUUUUAUUGUGUAAAUAUAUUCUGGGUGAAACCUGUAGCUGGGGUUUUCUGUUCUUUGUCAUGAAAAUUCUUUCCUGACUUACUUGCGCUUUCAAAUUCCUUAGUCUGCUGCACCUGUGAGGUUUUUUCAGUGGUAUAAUGAGCGUAUUGUGUCAUUGCCUCAUCGGUAUACAUUACAUAAAUGCAUCCUGUAUGUAAGGCCUAAGGGAAAUUUUUUCAUAAUUAAACCUCCCAGACAGAUUUUCUUAACAUUCGUAUUGUUCACUAACCAUACCAAAAAAGGUUCAGUGUUCAGUAUUCAGUUGAAUGGUGGAUGUUCGGUAUACACAGAUUUCUUUUCGAGUGUUAUGAAUUUGCAAGUCAUACUAAGCAGUGCCACAAUGCACAGUUAAAAACCUUUUUUUUUUUUUUUAAUAAAAUAUUAAAGCGGAAAAGUUUUGUAUACUGAAAGUAUCAGUUUUCAUCAAGAUGAGAAGAUAAUCUGCAUGCCUGUUAUGGUGUAGGGCACUAUUUAUACAUUAAAUAUUUAUACAUUGUGCUGGUAGACAUGUUGGCACAUAUAUAGAUGAUUGGGGGGGACUGACAUUUUAACAAAAUGAUCCCUCCCGCCCACACGUCUAACAGCUGUCCGCAUAGAAAUCUAUCAAGAUGUCAUAGCCCUCUGUGUGGAUAGAUGAUUGACAGGGGAGAGCAGGAGAAUCCUCCUAAAGGCCAAGUAAUCAAGAACAUCUGUUCUAUUAGCAACCUCAAGCUGAGUUUAGACAUUUAUGAACAAAAGACAAAUCAACUAUUUUAGAAAGAUUACAUAAAAAUGCAGCCAACAGAAAAAAAGCAACAUCCAGUGUUCAGAAAGGGUAACUGGGUAAAACAACAUAAUUGGUGCGAUAAUAUUAUUUCAUAGACUCAAAACCCCAAACAUGAGUUUACCAAAGUUGUGAUAAGCCAGAUAAAAUGUAGUAUAAAUCAGAAGGGAAAAAAGUUAAGUAUAAAUUAGUCAGUUUAAUAAAAAUAAUUAAAUUCAUUCAAACAAUCAAUACGAAUGGCACUCACAAACAAAAAGUACAAUACUGUGUACAAAAUGCACCUUCGCCCCAAAGGCCCCUUUUGUUCAGUCCACCUAUUCUUUGCUGAAAUAGCCGAGAUACCGACCAAUGUGGGAAAAUUGAUGCUGGUCUCAGGUGCAGACCCUUCUCUCAGGCUGAAGAUUCUUUUGCAAAGGUUAUUUUUCAAAUCGUUAAAAUGCAGGGAGUGCUUUAUGCUUUUUGUCUUUACGUUUUUGUGGACUUCCUCAGGAUUGUAUAAUAUUGUUUAUUAUAUAAAAGACAAAAAUAUGUAGGAUUAUUUAAGAAAGUGAAAUAAUUCAAAGGGUUUUUUAACUUGGUGGUUUGAGUAAGCAAACUGAAAGCAUAGCUGACUAAGAUAAUUUUUCCAGUUUGUCUAUUUUACAUGUGACUUGCACAUCCUUCCUUAAAGGGACACUAUAGUGACCAGAACAACUACAGCUUACUGCAUUUGUUCUGGUGAGUAGAAUCAUUACCUUCAGGCUUUUUGCUCUAAGCCCUGUCUUUUCAGAGAAAAUGCAGUGUUUACAUUACAGCCUAGUGGUAACUCCACUGGCCAUUCCUCAUAUGGUUACUAGAGGUGCUUCCUUGGGCAGUGCAGUACUGUGAGCAGUACUGACAUUCAGUGUCUCCAUCCUCUGCAUGCAGACACUGAACUUUCCUCAUAUAGAUGCAUUGAUCAAAUUUAUCUCUAUGAGGAGAUGCUGAUUGGCCAGGGCUGUGUUUGUGCCGGCUCUGCCUCCUUGACAGUCUCAGCCAAUCCUAUGGGAAAGCAUUGUGAUUGGCUCACAUAAUCACUUCUGAUCGUGUCAGCUGUAAGCAGACAGAUCAGAGGCAGCAGCUGCAGACUUAAAUACAAUAAGAUAUUCCUGUAUUUAGGGAGGCAAGAGGGGUCAGGGUGGACUAGAUGGUAGUUUUAAAACUAUAGGGUCAGAAAUACAUGUUUGUGUUAUUGACCCUAUAGUGUUCCUUUAACUUUUCCUGUAAAGAGACAUCUAAUGUUUACACUUCCUUUAUUGCUAAUUCUGUUUAAUUUAGCAUUUCGUAUCUCCUGCACUGCUAAAAGCUUACUAGACCUUGCAGGAGCCUUGUGCAUGUGAUUUAAAGUUCAAUUUACAGAGCAGGAGAUACAAACUUCUAAAACAAGUUAGCAUCUACCGUAUAUACUCGAGUAUAAGCCGAGUUUUUCCAGCACAUUUUUUGUGCUGAAAAACCCCAACUCGGCUUAUACUCGAGUCACUGUCUGUAUUAUGGCAGUUUAUAUUGCCAUAAUACAGACUGGGGGCUGGCAGAGCUGUUACUUACCUCUCCUGCAGCUCCUGUCAGCUCUCUCCUCCUCCGCGCCGGUCCGGUCAGCACCUCGGUCAGCUCCCAGUGUAAGUCUCGCGAGAGCCGCGGGGUCAUAGUGCGGCUCUCGCGAGACUUACAGUGUGAGCUGACAGAAGAGCUGCACGGACCGGCGCGGAGGAGGAGAGAGCUGACAGGAGCUGCAGGAGAGGUAAGUAACAGCUCUGCCAGCCCCACUCCUCCCCCCACUGAACUGCCAAUGCCACUGGACCACCAGGGAAGGAGAGCCCCCCUCCCUGCCAUGUAUCAAGCAGGGAGGGGGGACAACAAAAUAAAUAAAUUUAUAAUAUAUAAAUAAUAAUAAUAAAAAAAAUAUAACAAAAAAAUUAAAAUAAUAUUAAUUAAUAAUAUAUAAAUAUAAAUAAUAAUAAAAAAAUAAUUAAAAAAAUAAUAUAACCAAAAAAAUUAAAAUAAUAAAUAAUAAUAUAUAUUUUUUUUAUAAAAAUGCCCACCCCCCCACCAAGGCUCUGCAACACAAACAUACACUGCAUCACACACACACACACACACACUGCACUCAUAUACACACUGCAUCACACACACACUGCAUCACACACACACACACAUACACACUGCACUCAUAUACACACUGCAUUUAUACACACACACUGCACUCAUAUACACACUGCACUCAUAUACACACUGCAUUUAUACACACACUGCGCACUCAUACACACACACUGCAUUCAUCAUAUACACACACUGUAAAUAAAUAUUCAAUUAAUAUAAUUUUUUUAGGAUCUAAUUUUAUUUAGAAAUUUACCAGUAGCUGCUGCAUUUCCCACCCUAGUCUUAUACUCGAGUCAAUAAGUUUUCCCAGUUUUUUGGGGUAAAAUUAGGGGCCUCGGCUUAUAUUCGGGUCAGCUUAUACUCGAGUAUAUACGGUAAUUGAAAAUGAAACCAUUUUUUUCAUGUAGGCUGUGUGAUUAACAGCUAGGGGAGGAGUGUCUAGAGCUGCAUUGACAUAAACAAAAGUGAUUUAACUCAUAAUUGGCAGUGAAUUGAGCAGUGAGACUUCAAAGGCAUGAUCUAUACCUGAACACUGUUUCAUUAAGCUAAAGUUGUUUUGGUGACUAUAGUGUCCCCUUAAGGACCAAACUUCUGGAAUAAAAGGGAAUCAUGACAUGUCACACUUGUCAUGUGUCCUUAAGGGGUUAAGAACAAAGUGGCCAAGCUGUAUGCAUAUAGCUGACUUGGAUAAUUUGGCCUUAAAUUCAUUUUGAAUUUAUUUGAAAUUAAAAGCAAUUAUCACCUUCGUGAAUACACUUAUCAGUGUACUCCAGUAGCCCUUUGUUCUUUAUAGUAGGUCAUUAUAUAGUCCGAAGAUGAAUGAUCUUAGAGGUUUAUGGCACAAAUAUCUAAUCACAUUACUCAGAGGCAUUAAUAUGUCAAAUAUCGGCAUUUAGCUCCUGCAACGUAUUUUUGUGUCUGUGGAGAUUGCAUUUAAAGGAACUCACUAUGUCAGUACAGUGGGUUUCUCUAGAAAUAAAACCACCGUUUGAUAAAGAAUUAAAAGGAAACUCACCACAUUCAAUAAAAGUUAAAAAUCCCCUAUAUGAUAACCUGUGAAGCACCCGGUAAUAAUAACAUCAAUACAACUAAGGUGAUAAUGGUGGCUAGAAAUACUGCCAUUUCUAUAGAACUUGAUAUUUUCAAAAGUGUAAGAAAUCUGCAAACAUAUAUAUAAAAAAAAAAAAAAUAGUGCAUUACAUAAAAAAAAAAAAUCCGCACUGCGCUCAGCAUAUACAGAGUAACACUCACAAGCCAUGUGGCUUAUAAUCUCAUUUGUUUAUGUAUAAUGAAAAUGUCCUGCCUACGUUUAAUACUUGUGAAACGAUUUACCGAAGCCUGUAGGUUUUUUCUGUUUUUGUGUCACUGCAAAGUUACAUUGAAAUUGACAUUCACUAAGUGGUGGAUAUUUACAUCAAUGCCAAUUAGUAAAGGGUUCCGUCUGGAGAGGGGAGCCCACGAUAAAAAACUGCUGCUCAAUUUGGUAUUCACUAAAAGUCAUUUUACUUCUAGAAUGCCAUGCAAGGUGAGACCAGGCUUGAGAUCUCACUAGACAAGCACCAGCAAUGCGAUGUCCCUGAAAGUGAAAGUUAAAAAAAAAUUACUUUGUCCUCUGUGGAUCUCUCCAUUAAAAUAUAUAAGAAUAAAAAAAGUGGGUUCCCUGCUCCCAGUUUGCAAAAUAAUUUUUAUACACUUCCACUUUCCAGCGUGUUUUCUGGACAUACGGUGUAGAUUGUCCGUGUUUCGUGCUAAAAUGGUGCAGACUGGUAGUGUGACAUUCAGUUCAAUGAUGAUGUUCAGUUCCUAACACAUGCUGCAUCUUGCCACCUGCCAUCGAGAUAUCAUUACAGCAGCCAUGCUUUGAACAGAACUUCAGCGACAAAGAAUAAAAGAGCCGCCUUCUCGAACAUUCAACGUAGAUAACAGAUGAUGUAAUUUUCCUCAUUUAACAUUAACCCCUUAAGGACCAAACUUCUGGAAUAAAAGGGAAUCAUGACAUCUCACACGUAGAAACAUAGAAUGUGACGGCAGAUAAGAACCAUUCGGCCCAUCUGGUCUUCCCAAUUUUCUAAAUACUUUCAUUAGUCCCUAGCCUUAUCUUAUAGUUAGGAUAGCCUUAUGCCUAUCGCACGCAUGCUUAAACUCAUUUACUGUGUUAACCUCUACCACUUCAGCUGGAAGGCUACUCCAUGCAUCCACUAUCUUCUAAUUUCAUGUGUCCUUAAGGGGUUAAACAGACUUAGUCUCAUAAAGUGAAAAUAUGAUUAAAAUGAUCCCCUAUUUUCAAGACACUAUAAAGAUAAUGCAGAAAGAAAAAUAUGAAAAAUUGAUUUGAAAGAAGUGAAAAACAAAGAUGUUAUUCACCGUUUAAAAUAGACCUGUAUUUUUAUUUAUUUUUUGGUUUUCCAUUCCUUAUGCCCCCUGUAUUUUAAUGAUUAUACUCCCCUCCUUGCCAUUUGUCUUUAUUUAUAUUUAGCUUUUCUUCCUUAUGCCGGAUCUCAAUAUCCAGGAGCAGCCAUUUUGUUCUCCUCUGUACAUAAUCGUGCUGAUGGAUUGUGGGUAAAUUUGAUUGGCAACUGAAACAGAACCUUGCUUUUAAGCUCUGCCCAUUGUCAAGUUUUGUCAACCUGACUGCUAUACAUAAGGAAAAGUAGUCCCUGCUUUUAUUUAUGUAUAUUAUGGUCCACAGGUAUCCCCCCGAUGAUCCCAAGAUCCAGUGUGAUCUGUGAUAUAGUCCCAAUCCGUUUACUGCCGGCCCCACGACAGAUCUCCAUCUCUAUCUUCGUGCCAUUCGGGCCCGGAUAUGAAAGAGGCCAGUGCCUUUUCAUACAGCUGCAGUCCAUGGGCUCACAUCAUUUGUCGGGUCCCUUGGUACAGCGUGCUCCAGGCGUGCCUUCAAAAGAACUUGAACAGUAUGUUCAAACGAUGCAGGACAUUGUAGGUAUCUCUAUAGGGAUCUGAGGAGCAUGUGGCGCCCACCAGCACUCAGGUGCCCAUUGCUUCUUCAGAAGUUAUGCCAUGCGCCCUCAGCCUUAUAAGGGAGCCUCCAGUCAGUAGCCCGGGAUCACCCCCACCAGUUCAAAGGGGGAAAAAUGGGGCACCAAUCAGCAGCACAGGGCAGAAGAGGAGAUAGGCCCCUUCUCCACUCUCUUGGACUCUGAACGCUGCCAAGCAGUUCUCAUUUCUCUGGCGGUGUGGGCACCCGAGGACAUCAAAACAUGCUCUGGGAUCACCUCAGUCGAUUCAGGAGCACCACAGGGGCAGCUAGAGUCAUUGAUGGGAGUACAAUCUACUAGAAUAUCGGUUCUCAAAAAUUUAUGUGCCUGAGCUCCUACAGGAUGGAACAUCUUCCAACAGAGGACCAAAACCAUCAGCAUAUUCAUAGGUGUCAAUUGUACUAAGGUUUGAGUAAAAUUAGCAGAAUGGGGUUAAAAAAGUACUUAAUUUAUUUGUAAUCUAAUAUGACCAAUUGAUUACACCUUGUAAGAAUUUCACACAGAAUAUUUUGUUUAGUUUAGUACGUGUAUAAGGAAAUUGUAACUUAAAUUAAUGUAUACACUCUGUGACUAAUAAUUAUCCUAAAAUACCUGUAAUGCUUGUUUUAGAAACCUUGGCUUUGGGACCAGCGGGAAUUCUGGGCAAAUUACCCACAUCAGGUGAGUACUGAGGGAUUAACCAAUGCUGACAGAAAGAAAGUACCGUAUAUACUCAUGUAUAAGUCGAGUGCAGUUUUGUGACCAACAAUUGUGAAAUAUGCUAUGCCUCGUGGAUAAGUCGAGGGUAAAACUUGGGGCUAUGAAAUUCUGUGAUUUUUAUAAUUAUAUACACACACACUCAUACAAACACACACUCUGCAUUAGAUAUACCCACACUCAUACAAACACACACUCUGCAUUAUAUAUACACACACACUCAUACAAACACACACUCUGCAUUAUAUACACACACACACUCAUACAAACACACACUCUGCAUUAUAUACACACACUCUGUGUAUAUAAUGCAGAGUGUGUAUAUAAUGCAGAGUGUGUGUUUGUGUAGUGUGUGUGAACUGGGUGGGGGGAGGGCAUUUUUAUUAUUUUAAUUUUUUUUUAAUUUUAAUAUUAUUUUUUUUAUUAUUUUAAUUUUUUUUGUCCCCCCUCCCUGCUUGUUAACUGGUCAGGGAGGGGGGCUAUCUUAAUCCCUGGUGGUCCAGUGGCAUGGGCUGUGAAGUGGGGGGGCCGGCAGGAAGCAUUUACUUACCUUUCCUGCAGCUCCUGUCAGCUCCCUUCUCCUCCGUUCCGGUCAGCUCCACAGUAAGUAUCGCGGUCUGGUUGCCGCGACUCUCUAAGUUGCCAUAAUACAGACAGUGACUCGAGUAUAAGUCGAGUGGGGGUUUUUAAGCACAAAAAAUGUGCUGAAAAACUAGACUUAUACUCGAGUAUAUACUGUACAUGGAUAGAAUAAAAAAAUGUGUAGAAAAAAAAAUACUGAAAUAAUUAAGGCAGUGCGAAGUAGUGGGAACUAUAAGCUGAGGUUGGGUAUGCAUCUGUUGCACCUUUAUCCAGAAUUGUUGUCAAGAUCCAUUGAAGACCUUUAGUUUAGAGCCAUUAGGAACUCAAUGAGUUCCAAAAUUCACAGGCCAGAAGCAUGUCACUAAUUGACUUUUCCCCUCAAACUCUUCCCGUACUGAUGUCUUUGCCUUUUUCUCCUAACGGUAUCUUCAUAAUUUGGGUCGUUGUUUAGAAACGUCCCAUGUGUAGACUGCGUUCUAACACGAUGUUCCGAAGGAACUGGCAUUACCAAAUACACUAACAUUACCCUAACAUGCUCAGAUACUGUAACCUGCUCAGGUAAUGGUGUUAUGUGUAGAAUAUUUGGUUAAACAAUUUAGUACAAACAGGUGCUAAUUAAAGUUGUUGCAGUGGGUUGGCACAUUAUGGAACUCUCAGAGUUAAAUGUAAUAUUUUUUUUUUUUCCUGCACAGCCAUUGGUCUCAUCUCUAUACUGGUAUUACAUAUUAGAAUUGGGAUUUUACUGCUCCUUGCUUCUCACCAUAACGUUUGAUGUAAAGAGAAAGGUGAGCACUAUGUAUAUAAAUACAGGGUAGGCCAAAACUCAGAGUAGGAUAUGGCAGGUAAAUAACAUAUUUGUUAGUAGUUCAAUCUUUUUUGUUGCAGGUACAUAUUAUAAACUGAGUCUUUGAAGAUUUAUCAUGGGUAAUUUCACGAAGGAACAAAAAGUGAAAAUAGUGGAAUUUUAUUUUCAAAAUGGCAGGUGUGUCAUUUUGACGCAAAAAGCUUACCACCGCCACUUCAAUGUAAGCCUCCACAUUCACCCGACCUUUCAGAUCACGUUUUCUUCCUGUGGGGUAUCUGAAGGAGCUGUUGUACGCGAACAAACUGCGUACAGUUGAGCAGCUCAAGGAGAAUGUCCGAGCAGAAAUUUGAGCACUAGAGCCUCAAACAUUAACUAACGUCAUGAUCAAGUCAACCAAAAAAAAAAAACUUUGCGAGGCAGCAAAUUAAGCUCAUUUAAAAGAUGUCAUCUUCCAUGACUAUUCAAACAAAUCUCCAUAUGUUAGGCAAUCAUUGUAUAUAAUGUCAUUGAAAUUGAUUUGUUUUUUAAAAAGGUAUUCACUACUCAAUUCCUACUGUGCAUUUUGGCCCACCCUGUAUAUAAAUAUUGUGUAGGUUCUAUUUCAUGAUCAAUGUAUGAAAUGAAGAGUUACUCAGAUUCCCAGUGUGUUAAUAUAGACUCCCUAUAAUACAGACUGACUGGUUAAGAACCCGGAUAACAGGACAUUUUCCUUUUGCGGUCUUUCUUCUUCCCUCUGUUUUUCUCAUUCCACCUCGACACCCCUAUUAAUAUUUUCCUAUAAAUUGUAUCAACAAAGCAGUAACGCAUUGUUUUGAUCCCGGCAGGACCUGAAGGAACAGAUAAUCCAUCAUUUUGCCACUAUUUUCCUGAUAUCGUUUUCGUACUGUGCCAACUACAUACGUGCUGGAACAUUGGUGAUGCUUCUGCAUGACUCCUCCGAUCACAUCCUGGAGGUGAGGAGAUCAAAAAUCCUGUAAUAGUGUCACCAAAGGAAACACUUGCUAAGAGUUAGCAUAGUAAGCACACUGAUUUCAGCCACCGCUCACUGUCUAAGGGCGAUAGGAGUGUUUUGAAAGCAGCUGGAUGUCUUCCAGUUGGCGGCCGUCUCAGCUAGCUAAGCUUUGUUGGAGAAGCACAAACAUUAACCACAGAAUGGGAGAUAGAUGUUAAACUUGGCUCCUUAACAAAGAGACCUCAUUGAUGCAUUGUGUUUGGUUCUGGAAUCUAGAGUAUUAGAAACACAAAAGUAAAUUUGAAAAGGAGGAAUUACGAUUGCAAAGGUCUAUUCACUAAACAGUGCAUUGUAGCAAAUGCAAUUCCAGUUCACUGCAAUUUGGUGUUCAGUGAAUAAACUGUGAGAAACUAUUUAUGCCUGCUGAAGAUUAAAGGUACACCCAGACACCAUAACUACUUCAUUGAAAUGUUGUUAGAUAUCAAAGUUGUUAUGGUGCCAGGAGGCCCCUUGCCAGUUUCAUGAGUGGGAAGUUACUGAUUGGCUGAGAGCAUCAGCUCACUGCUCUCAGCCAAUCAGAUUUUGAGCAAGCAGAUGGACAAAGGGACAGAGAGAUCCAGCGCUGGAAUUCAGACUUUGGGAAUAAACUGAAAGUAAAAAUAGAUAAUGGUAGGUAACUAUAAUGUAAGGUAUAAAAUUAAAAGUGGGCUGCUGCAUACAUUUAAAAGCGACUGUAAAGAAAGAAUCUGAGGUCAGCAUCAGAAUGACCCUCCCACCCACUCCUCAUUUCAACACUUUCUCUUUUCUUUCCAUUUACUUUACUUUCUUACUCCUUGGUGGGCCCUCUUUAUUUACAGGCCUACCGUAUCGUCGGUCUCGGCACACCACAACCGACUUGCUCCCUUUAUACUAUCCUACGCUUAUGCUGGAUCCUUACUCCAUGUACGACUAUUUGCCCCUUACACAAAUAUAUAUAUAUAUAUAUAUAUAUAGAGAGAGAGAGAGAGAGUGACGCACAAUGUCUCUAAAAAUACAUAUAUUUAAUAAUAAUAAUAGAUCAAAAAUUAAAAAAAAAAAUCUAAAUUCCAGAAUUCUCUCACAAAUUAAACUGGGUUUCAGAUAUAAAAUGUACCCAAGAUACACCAAUAAUGUAGUAUUGACAAUUGAAAAACCAUCCUGAGAGGAUGAUGUAAACCCAAACUAUGAACAGAGCCGCCCCCCCCACCUCAGAAAAUGCAACAGUAUCACAGGGAGAAGCAGCUUGUUGCAAUCUGAAGUGUGGAUCCGCUGUGUCAGUUUGUGUCAAAACGCAAAAUGGAUACAUACAAACAAAACGCCAGUGUGAAUAUAAAUAAAAAAUUCUAUCAGCAGUAGGACAAAAAACCUAUAUGAUCCCCAGUAAAAAAUUUAGAUAAUGUACUUUAACCUGAGGUAAAAAGUCCCUUGCUGUGGCAGGCGAUAGGACGGGUAAACAGUGUGAUGGAACUUCAGACAGAAUGCUCGCUGUAGAUACUGAGCGCUCAGCUCAGCCGUGAGCAGAUAUGUCACCUUGGGGGAUACGUGCAAACACAACGACCCCAGAGUUUAUAUCUUGCUGAAUAUUUUUGUUUGUUUUUUGAGGAAUGAAGCUACUUUAAGCCUUUCCCGUGACUGCUGUAGAGGCUGUCGUGUAUAUACGCAUGCUAUAAAAGAUCUUUUAUAAACUUGGUAGGAGAAGAUCUUGUAGCUGCACUUUAUUACUUACUUCUUACUGCUACUGCAAUUAUCUAUAUAAAAACAUACUUGCCAAGAGUCCCAAGUCUGGUGGGUCAGUCCUGUUUUAGGGCCUUCUCUGGUGUCUUGCUUAUGGGAAAAAGUCACCAUAACAUGCAGUUUUUACAUGGAAUUUCCACUCAUACUUGAGUGCUUUAUCAGCGUUCUGCAUAUAAGAGGCUGUGGUCGUCUUGAGCAUCACCUAAGGUGACAGCUGCAUCUCUGGAAUGCCCCACACUCACCCCAGUCCCCACUAUGCCCAAAACCAAUGUUGACAGCAAAGAGAAUCAGAGGCACUUCAAACAUUAUACAUUACUGUUUUUGAAGUGCCCUUUAAAAAAAAAAAAAAAAAAAAAGUAGAUCCCCAGAUGUUUGAAAACUAUAACUUCUAUGAUGAUUUGUCAUUCUAAAGGCAUGGAAAGCCUCAUGGGAGUUGUAGUUCUACAACAUCUUUAAACUAUGGAGUACAAUCUGGAUUUAAACGUUACUUUAAAUUUAUGGGAUUAAAUAGAGAUAGAGAAUUAAAAAAAAAAAAAAAAAAGGAAAAACCAUUUGCCACGCAUGGGUUACUAGGUGCCUGGCACAGGCAGUCCUGUUACUCCCCCAACACUCAAUUCAACAAAAAGGUAUCCCGAAUUUACAGCUUCAAACUCUGAGGUAGAACAAAGCUUCUUGUUACAGUGAAAUGUAGAUCAGAUCCCUCCAGAAAGAAACGUUCAAGCCAUUCUCUGUACUUCUCAUAGAGCAGUGCUUUCAGAUGGAGCAAAGCCAUAUGUCACGGAACAAAGACUCAUUAUUCCCUCUUCACCCCCUCCUUUCUGAAUCUGUUGUCUCCCCUCCUACCUUAUCCUGUGUGGGAGGCGAAAAGAAAUCUCUCGUCCAAAAUUUAGAACGCAACUAUGUAACACUAACCCAGAAAACUCAAAAAUCACUACAACGGAUGAUGUAAUCCACCACGGUUCAUUUUGAUUGGAAAUUCAAGCUUUAUGUAGGAUUUAGCAUUUUCGCACUUGGUUUAAAGUAAUUAAAUUCCUUAUUUGAAAGACAGGUUUGAUUUGACAUUGUCCAGGUGAGAAAACAAUUCAAUGAAAAAAAAUAAAAAAAAUUGAGGAGUACAGAAAGUCAUUGUUCACAUAAUAGUGAUAUAUAACAAAGCGAUUACUUACUCACUAAAUAUGAAAUGGUCAAUGUGCUUUAAAAAAUGGAAAACAAAUAUUUUCAAUUUGAAAUAAAAUUCCUGAUAGGCAUUAUAUAAAGGUCGCAUUCAUAAUGAGUGAGCUUGUUACAGCUUCGUUAGUGAGUUGAAGGGAUUAUUUUUUUUUAUGUUUAUCAUUAGCUUUAAAUGUUACGAGGUACAUAAUGUCAAGAAGUAUCACCUGAGAUUCGCCUGCAUGUUACGGCGCACAGUAACUCAUCUAGUCCACCGAAUGUCCACUGUCCACGUUAGGUUAGUGCAACGUCCUCAGGAGGUUAUGGCGCUCUAAAGACGCUGGGUACACCAUUAUAAUGAUGACCUCCUUUUAUUUAUGGUGUAACAAUACCGCUCUAUAAUAAAUACAGAAUCACAUUAAGGGCACAUCGCACAAAUAGAAAAACAGUCCAAUGUUAGAUUUUACAAGGCGGCUUACUCUUUUUGAGUGUAUUAUGUUCCUGUAGUGUGCUCUCGUUAUAAAUUUAUGUUUUUACAGCAGUACCAUUAUCAAGACAUGCGUGCUGUGUUUGUGGCCUCUAAUUCUUUUUUUCAGUGUCUCUGUGAUAACCCGCACACUUUUUACUCAAAGUUAUGAUGAUGAUCAUAAUGCAGUCUGCUAGGUAUCCAGCUGACACUUUGAUAACUGUGUGCCCAGUAUUAGCUGGAGAAUCACAGGCCAGGAAACCGAGAGACACUGCCUCUGCCAAAUCUGAUUGUAAAUGACACUGCCAUUUUACAGCUCCUAUCAUGUGUUUGCUGUAUACAAAGAAAAUAAAAUCUGAAUCCAUAAUAUCAGGAAACCGAAUACCUCGAGCCCCUCUCCUAUUGCAGCCUGUAGGUUACAGAUUAAAAGAUUUGGAGGCUACACAUGUGGUGUCACAGAUCCAAUCCCCCUCUGCUUCAGUAAACAAAAAUUUAAAGGGACACUAUAGUCACAAAAACACAUUAAGCCUAAUUAAGAAAUGUUGGUUCAUAGAUCAUUCCCCUGCAUUGUCACUGCUCAAUUCUCUGCCAUUUAGGAGUCACUUUGUUUAUGUAGCCCUAGGCACACCUCCCUGCAUGUGACUUACACAGCCUUCCUAAACACUUCAUGAAAAGAGUCAUCUAAUGUUUACACUUCCUUUAUUGCAAAUUCUGUUUAAUUUAGAAUUUCAUAUUUCCUGCUCUGUUAGUAGCUUGCUAGGCUCUGCAUGAGCCUCCUGUUUCUGAUCAGUUUAAUUUUACAGAGCAGGUAAAAAAAAUAACUUUUAAAGUAAGUUACAUCUAAUUGGAAUUGAAUCCAUUUUGCUUUUGAUACAGGCUGUCAGUCACAGCCAGGGGAGGUGUGGCUAGGGUUGCAUAAACAGAAACAAAAGUGAUUUAUUCCUAAAUGGCAGAGAAUUGAGCAGUGAGACUGCAGGGGCAUGUUCUACACACCAAAACUGCUUCAUUAAGCUAAAGUUGUUCUGGUGACUAUAGUGUCCUUUAACCACAUUCCAACGUUCAAGAGGGUUUUUAAACCUUGAAAAAUCUGUAUUCUUGUUCCAAAGCAUUAAUACAUCCAGUAAUGUUAUAAACAUGAGAGCUGUCAGGUGCUGGAGUACCUGAUCUUUAAAGUAUGGUAGCUAGAGAGGACCCAAGGAAACACCAAAAAUAAAAGCAAUAUAAAAUACAAUGUGUAAAUAAAAGGCGCUAACUUUAAAAAAAAAAUGCAAAAAAAUAAAUUAACCAAAACCGUGUACAGCCAUCAAUAAAAGUAAACAGAUUGAAUAAAAAAAUUAGAGCAGAAAACCUGAUCGGUUUAAGACUUUAUUAUUCCCUAUUCCGGUUGUACCUCAUUCCUCAUUAUUUUGUUUUCUGUUAAAUUAGUGCCUUUUCUUGGCUUUCCCUUUUAGGCUUGGCUGACUGUUAUUCUUUGGGGACCUUUAACUAACUUGUGUUGAUGAUAGUAACAUAUCUAAAAAGUCAUACUUUUAUUUGUGUGUUUUAUAGGAAUUGUCAUGUUUGAGCGGCUGAAACAUAAUAAAAACUUUAGUUUAAACUUUUUGUCAAAAUUGACACCUGACCACAUAAGGCUUUAUAAAUGUGUUCACUGUUUCUUUUCUUCCUAGUUAGCAAAGAUGUUUAAUUACACCAAGUGGAAGAGAGUGUGCGAUGUCCUAUUUAUCAUCUUUGCUGUGGUUUUCUUUGUCACACGCCUGUAUCUUCUCCCCACGAGGUGAGUUCUGAGAAUUAAUAGUUUCGUUUUUGUGAUUGACACUUAGAAACCUAAGCCACACUGGAGUUGUUGUGUGAAAGUGUAUCUGUGACGAAGGUAUAAACGUUUGCAAAACAGAUAACAUCUGAAAAGCUGGAUUUAAUAAUUCCUGGGAAAAAAAACCUAUUCAAUUAUUUAUAUGCAAUGAAUUAAUAAACCUAUACAAUACAAUUAUCAAAACAAUUUAACAAUUUAAAACAAUAUGCUUACAUUCACAUCUUGUAGCUGCACAGCUGACUGAGAACAGGAAGGGACUCCAUGAAUCGGGAGUCUGUCCCUAUUUUGAUUUUGAAUGUAUCCCGCAAACCAGAAAUUGACUAAACAAAGGAGUAAGUUAAAUCACUGAGGUUGGAAGUCACUCUCAGCGAGGAGAGCAAGUGCCUUGUACUCGCUGCACUAUAACCUUUACAGUACUAAGGUGUUUAGAGUGACUGUUUAAAGGACCACUAUAGGCACCCAGACCACUUCAACUCAAUAAAGUGGUCUGGGUGCCAUGUACCCCUAGUUUUAACCCUGCAGCUGAAAACAUAGAAGUUUCAGAGAAAACUGCAUUUUUGUUUUUAACCCCUUAAGGACACGACUUCUGGAAUAAAAGGGAAUCAUAAUGGAAUAUUUCCGUCAUGUGUCCUUAAGGGGUUAAAUUGUCUUAAAAUCUGGUUUGAUGUUCAGCUGCAAUAAUCAACAAACACAAUCUGUGUCCAAUGAAUUAAAUGAGAUUGGAGGUGUGGGUUAGAGCUAGUUUUAAGAAGCACUCAUGUACUUUGAGUUAGCUAUUUACAAAAAGAAUCUGUUGUUGUGAAUCGUGCCUUGCAAAAAGCAUUCAGAAAACCUGUGGUCAAGAAUUGUUAUGUUGCAUAAAACUAUAAAGGGUUACAAAGUUAUCUCAAAGAAUUUAGCUAUUUAUCUGUCCACUGUUGAACAAAUUGUCUAUAAAUAGAGACGACUUAGUAAUCUGGCCACUUUCCACUCCACUCAGAAUAUAUCUAUAGUUUAUUGGCCCAGCAUAUCAGCAUUAUGUUGCAGGCAGGGCGUUAUCGUUAGUGUGUGUCGGUCAUGAUAUGAAUGCUAGCUGUAGUCUGAAUCGCUGAAAUGUGACUAAUAGUUGAAUGUGUUCAUAUUUGCACCUUAUGUUCCUGACUACUAUAUAAUUGCACUUUAUGUGUAUGGCCAAUGUACUUACAUAUGUGCUCACAAUUAGCACUUUGUUAUUGGUCAAUGUGUUUGUAGUUGUGUUCUGUGCGUAUGAUAUAUAUAAUUACUUGAAUUGUGGUAUGCCCUUAUUGUCACAUUAAAAAGGUAUAUUGUUGAGAUUUCUCAUUUUAUUUGCACUUGAUUGUGUUAAUUGUAUUAGUAGUUUGAUACACUUUAUUUGCACGAGGUAUGGUUGGCUUAUAUUGCAUAGAAAUUUUUAGUUUGGACUGGGGACUAUAGUCUAUGUAGCGGAAUUGUUUAAUAUUGGUGGCAUUUUUUCUCAUGGUAUAUUUUGUUAAUCGUUAUUGUAUUUUUGAUCAGAGGCCAACUGUGUUUCAUUGUCUUUGUACGUACACUGUACAGUGAUAAUAAAGUUGAAUCUGAAACUUAAAGUCCGAAAAUAGCCUCUCCAUGGAAAACAGCUCUGAUUAUAAAUAGCCCGGUUAAUUGCUUCUUAGUCCCAUAUCAUUUGUUACUUUUUUUUUCUAAAAUGCAUAAUGUUUUGCAGGACAUAGGCACGCAUAAAAAAACUGCAUACAUAUGAAAAUUAUCUCAAGGAAGUGUAUUUUUAUAAUUGGAUACUAUAUUUAUUGAUAGCUCAAGAGUCACUGUAUCCCAGCAUUCUUCUUACAGUGUCUGUACUACAUGAUGAACAGGUCAUAAUACAAACGCUGGUUUUUAUUCUUUUUGUUCCUGGGUAUAAAACCCAUUUAGUCAUCUUUAAGGGUUGCUCCAACCAAAAACAGUUGUUUUGUUUAGACUAACCCUUAAUAUCCUGGUUCUUCCUCCUCUCCCCUGAUCACAGGUUUAAGAAACGUUUUUUAAAAAAGCUAAAACUUUUCAGUUUUCCAGUGCAGAGGCCAAAUUCUCCCCUAAGCGCGAUCCUCCUCUGUUGAUAUCACUUCCCCUAGCUGCCAGGAAGGGGGUGAGGAUGUUCUGGGGAGGGACAUGGGCUGCAUAAAUUGAUAACACUGCCGUAGGUGAAGUAUCAAUUUUGCCAGUAGAGGGAUGAAACUCAGUAUGAUCAACGUUUCAUAGCAAAACGUUGCACAUACAGGCUCCAGGCACCAUAACCACUUCACACCACUGAAGUGCUUGUGGUGCUUGUAGUGAUCCUUUAACAAAUAAAUGAGCGUGUUAAUAGUGACUUCAGUAUUUAUAAAAAUUUCCAGCCAAAUAUUUUUGCUUUUCUCUGAAUAUGUGGCCAUCAAAACAAGUCUGUUAAUAAUGUCACUUGAUUGACACUGCAGUGUUGUUCCAUUCAUAAGUGCCGAACAUUAGUACAGCACAUUUCACAAUGGUUAUUGGGACCUGCAUUCAGGGUGCUAUUAAAUGUGAUGGUACUGUAGACAGAGUGAUAUGUCUCCAAUCGCCCCCUUUUUAAAUAACAGCAGUAAGUAUUAUAGAAUACAGACCUAGCCGCACCCCUCCUUGAUGUGACUCACUCAACCUGCAUGAAAAAAACAUUUUCAAUCAGAUAUUAACUUGCAUUAGAAGUUUUUAUCUCCAGUUCUGCUAAUUAAACUCUAAUCACACACUUUAGGUUCCUGCGGAGUCUAGAAGGCUAUUAACAAAACAGGCGAUAUUAAAUUCUAAAUUAAACAGAAUUUGGACGUUAAAACAUUAGAUCUCUCCUUAGAGGAAGUGUUUAAGAAGGCUUACAUGUGUAAGUCACAUGUAGGGAGGUGAAACCAGGGCUUGUAUAAGCAAUGUGAUUUAACUCCUAAAUGGCAGAGAAUUGAGCAGUGUGACUGCAGGGACAUGAUCUAUACACCAAAACUGAUUCAUUAAGCUAAUGUUGUUUUGUUGCCAACCUUUUGUUCUUUACCAAUUAGAAAGUACUAUAUAUCUAAAAUGUUAGAUUAACAAACUGUAGGUGGAAGUUAAAGCACUAAUUUGUAUUUUGUUCCUUUGACAAUUAUUUAAAUAGUCAAAUGAGAUUCCAGCAUCAUUGGUGUAACGGAUCACCUGGCACCCCGACUGGGUAUCUCCGUUGAAGGAUGCUCCUAGCGCUUCCUGAGGGCUCCAAGCACUCCAGCCGACACCAUAACCACUGUAGACUCCUCCAGAGAGCAAGGCAGGAACAAGCUCUUACAAGAGCUUAGUAGUGAUUUAGCAAGGGAGUAUGACAAGCAUAGCAAUCCCUUGUAGCAGAUUCCCCCAAUAAGAGACAGGACUCAGAUUGAAGUAGAACUGAAGCUUUUAAUCAAACACUCUGCUUUUAUGCAAUUCUCCCGUGCAAGGGAGACGCCCACAGACAAUUAUGAAUUACCCAAUCACACACUGGUUAAAUCCCACACAUCUCCUCCCCUUAGCCUGAGAGGUAACACAAUUAGCCGUACAAUUUAAAAUAUACUUUUUACCCAACUUUCAUAACUCUAAAACUAUACAUCCAAUAUUAAUAAAACAUAUUAUUAAUCAGCAUAUUUCAGCAUAUUAAUCAGCAUAUAAAUACAAACAUACCCAAAAAUCAUUCGAAUCCGUUCAGCCGUUCGGGAGAUAGAUAUAAGUCACCUUUGACCGACCGCAAGCACAUUUUCAUGCCCAAAACAGUUCCAGAGAAUCAGGCUGUGCAUCCGGUCUAUUUCCCAUGUUAAAGUCAGUUCAAACAGACGAAUGACAACCGAAUUGUCGAAUGUACCGUCGAAUGCAUUAGUUCCAGGGAAGGUAAAACUUCACCGGUGUUCGUGCCGUUCUGUAGCCGAUUUUAGUUCCAUGAGUUUGACGGCACACACUGCUGACUGCAUUUGAAUGAAUCAAAAUGUCCGCCGCCAUGUGUUUGGUUUUCUAAUGGCGGCCACUUCGACUACUUCGGCUGCAUCCGAAGUGCCAUGCCAAAACUGCAGGUCCUUUCCCAAAGUACUUAAAAGGCCAGAAACAGCACAAUAAAAAUCCAUUAUGCCCAAAUACAGUUCUUAAAGGGCCAUACACAGUCCAAUACAAGUCCAUAAGCCCCAAAUCAGUUCCUUUAAGGGAAAUACAUCCCAGGGGCCAUAGUCACAUGGCAGGAGGCUGGCAAUCAGUCUUCUCCAAUGCCCAGUGGCGAGGUUGGUUUUGCCAUAUUUGGUACAUGCAAAUACUUUAAAAAUAAGGAAUAGGGGGAACCCCUUUACAAAAGGAGACUCCGUGCCUUGAAAAAAAAAUCUAAUUACUGGUCAUUGGAUAAGCUGAUCUAUUUUCCAUAUGUAAAUAAAACCCUGUAUCUCUGUUCAGUGCAAUGAAUCAUUUUAUUGCUGGCAUCUCUGUAUUAGGUUGCCAUCUAGUGUUUGUAGUACAGUACUACAAGACUUGUUAUCAUGUGAAUUAAUGGCAAUAGUGAGAGAGUAGGAGGGAACUGAUCAGUUACUUGCAAGAACUGCUAAUCACAGUGACGUUAGGGGACCAGUAACAUGGAUUAAUCCCCUAUAUUCACUAUAAUUAACAUCUACUUAAAAAAACACCUUUAUGAGACUUUUCAUGAUAUUACGGGGGAUCUCGAAAUUUGGCACCGAGGAUGAAAAUUCUACUACAGUAAACAAUUUUGGGCAGCUGCAUGGGGCGGACAUGACUAUAAUGUAUCUCUUCCAAAACCUGGGACCUAUUGAAAUAGCUAUGGGGGCCAAAUGUGGGGUUAAGAACGGCUAACCUCUUUAUUAUCACCAUAGUUUGCUUUCUAUUGAAAGAAAUAGGUUUGCACUCAUUCCUGCUUCUAUCGGAGUGGACACUCCAUUCCUGCUUCUGUCGGAGUGGACACUCCAUUCCUGCUUCUGUCGGAGUGGACACUCCAUUGCUGCUUCUGUCGGAGUGGGCACUCCAUUGCUGCUUCUGUCGGAGUGAGUCCAGGUGAUCACAAAGUGCUUUUAGAGCUGUUUGUAUUCCAGCACUUUACGUUUGGAAGUGUGUUGUAUUCACAAUAAUUAGCUGGUUCUUGGUUUUUGUUAUUCUUUGUAUUUUUUCCAAUUUUUUUUUUUAUAAAGCUAAUUAAAGAUUGUGAAGUUUGUAUCUAUCUAUAAGCAAUCCACUUUUGGAAAUUAAUAACGUCUUCCAUAUUGGUACGUUCCUUGACUUCCGAAUACGGUGUGAUUUUACUCACACCACUCAUUAUUUAUCAUGCCUCCCAACACUAUUUAGUGCUCAUUUUUUAUUGCACGCAGCAUAAAAUUGCUACAAUAAAUGUAGAUGACAGUUUUUAUAUUUUAAAGGAUCACUAUAGUGUCAGGAAAACAAACCCGGUUUCCUGACACUAUACAACCCUUAGGGUCCCCCCCACCAUCAGGGCCCCCCUCCUGUGGCGCUGAAGGGGUUAAAAACCCUUCAGCCACUUAUCUUCCUCGGCGCUGGUGACCUCUCCUCUACCGCCAAUGUCUGCUCCCAAGUGGAGCAGAAUGCGCAUGCGCGGCAAGAGCCGCACGCGUAUUCAAACAGUCCAUAGGAAAGCAUUUUUUAAUGCUUUCCUAUGGACUUUCUGCACGCUGGAUGCAAUUUAUUUAUUUAUUCCCACAUCCAGCGUUGUCAGGAAGACAGCCACUAGAGGUUGGAUUACCCUGCUAUGCAAACAUACAUCUGAAGGGUUAAAUCCUGGGGGACCUGGCACCCAGACCACUUCAUUGAGCAAAAGUAGUCUGGGUGAUUAUAGUGUCCCUUUAAUGUAGGUGUUGGUAUAAUUGGUUAUAUUAGGUUUGUUGGCAGUAAAACUCACAAUUUGAAAGGGGAAAGGUAAAUAAAUAGUAUUAGGGUCUAGAAGGAUAGCUGAUAACCAUCCAUCUGUCUUCUAAAUUAAUAUCACCAUUGGAUGCUACAGCCUUCAAAAGGCUAAAAUCCCAAUAGUCAUACUCCAUUCUAAAGGGGCCAUCCUAUGGCUCAGGAUCCCAUUGCUGGGCUUAUGCCUGCUUACAUAUCUAGAAGGGUUGGCCUAGUGUAGAAGAGCCAACUGAAGGAUUGCGUCUCUGUAAGUUAACUAGUAAGCCUUAAACUUUUACAGAACUCUGAAAACACUGAUCCUUACAGACAAACGUACAAGUCGAGGCUUUGCUGCGGAAUGCAAUUGCCACUUGCCUUCCAAUAACAGAGCAGGAUUUUAUUCUCUAUAUAUCUCAUUUGUUUUUAAGAUAUUUGUUUGUGUUUGUUUAUUUAAAACAAUGCCAGUAGGUAGGUUGUCUUGUAUAAUAAGGUGUCGGGGGGUGUUCAUCGGAGACUGUUUAACAUGUUCUGGAACUCAGAGAAUCUCAAUGUGGUUGCAAUUUUUUCUUCCCAAAUGUUUAACCCCUUAAGGGCCAAACUUCUGGAAUAAAACGGAAUCAUGACAUGUCACACAUGUCGUGUGUCCUUAAGGGGUUAAAUGGAAGGAUAUUUUGGAGGUUGACGGUUGUUUUGUUGUAGUGUCACAUGUUUUCCGUCGCUUUUAUUAUCACAUUUUUCUUUAUCGGUAAUUGUCAGGUGACAGAACCACAUUAAUGUAAAUAUUUUUUAAGCUUGAUAAGUGUGCCUUUCUUAAACUGGUCACACGAGGUUGUCAGUGUAUUUAUCAGUUAAAGGGACGCUCCAGACACCCAGACCACUUCUGCCCAUUGGAGUGGUCUGUGUGCCAACUCCCACUAACCUUAACCCUGCAAGUGUAAUUAUUGCAGUUUUUUAUAAACUGCAAUAAUUACCUUGCAGGGUUAACUCCACCUCUAGUGGCUGUCAACUAGACAGCCACUAGAGGGCACUUCCUGCUCUGUAGCAGAGAAAACCUGUGCUAGAGCGUCGCUGGAGGUCCUCACGCUGUGUGAGGACCUCCAGCGUCGCUCAAUUCCCCAUAGGAAAGCAUUGAAAAGCAUUAUAUAUAUAUUUUUUUUUUGUCCAGUUUAUCUUGUCUAUGAAUUCUGGUUUCUCUGAUCUGGAUACGUUUUUGACCUUGAGUUGUUUUUUACGACAAGGAUAAAUAGAUGGAAGGGGGAUAUGAGAUUGGAGGAAGGAGCAAUUAAAUGGGGGCCAUAAGAUGGGAGAAAGGGACUUGAAAUGUGAGAUAUGCAAUGGGAGGAACGGUAAUGAAAUAUAUAUUAUAUUACAUAUACCCAUUGCACAGCGCUACGGAAUCUGAUGGCGCUAUAUAAAUAAUAAAAUAAUAUGUAUGCAGUGGGAAGUAGGGAGCAUUGAAAUAAGGGAAAUAUGAGAUGGGAGGAAUGGACAAUGAAAUAGGGGAUACUAUAUAGAAGGAAGGAGCAUUGAAAUGGAAGGACAUAAAAUGGUAAGUAAUAAAAGUCAGGCAUGUGUGUUUGGCUAUUUUUGUAUGUAACUUCAAGGCAGUAUGACCAGCCUAUGGUUAUUUGUGUAUAUAUGUAGGUAAUUUUUGAUUACAGUUCACAUUUUAGUAAGUAUACUGCGUUAAAACAUACUGUUUGUGUUAUUAUAGUGUAUGAUACCAAUUAAGUAUGCAAUAUAUUUAUGCACUAAUAAUGCAAUAUGGAUAAUCUUCUAUUAUAAAAAUAAUGUUAAAAAAACCCAGGCGUUACCAUUGGGUGUACCUAAAGCGGAGAUAAAUCAAUUAGCAGGUACUUACUCGUUUGAUUGGCGCAAAGAUUUUCUAACAUACCUGGGGAUAAAACUUACUAAAACGAGCUCUCUCUUAAUUAAGCACAAUCAAAUUCCUGUAUUACAUAAGUUAAAAGAUCAGCUAAAAAACUGGGGGGCUUUGGGGACAUCUUGGUUAGGACGUGUACAUAUAAUUAAAAUGAUGGCCUUACCCUAUAUAUUGUAUCUUUUUCAAACUAUUCCUAUAGCUGUGCCAAAAAAUGUAUUAAAAAAAUUUCAACAUAUGUUUAACAUAUAUAUAUAUAUAUAUAUAUAUAUAUAUAUAUAUAUAUAUAUAUAUAUAAAAACGCCAAGGGUGGCAGCUAGGCUUACAGAGCUUCCAUAUCUACAAGGCGGAUUGGGCAUUCCUAAUAUUAUUAAAUAUUAUCAGGCAUCUGGCAUCUAUGUUGUGCUGUGCUUUGGCAGUACUUUUCCGUUUAUGGUUAAAACUGGAACAAGCUUGCGCUAAACCCUAUUUAAUAGAAAAACUUUUAUGGAAGACCUUAAUGAAUGGGCAAAAACAUGCUUUCUACGACAAAAUUAAUGCUCUAUCAUUGGUCCAAAUGGACUCCUAAAUUGCUAAAAGGUGUAAAGCUAUUAGUCUUAGCACCAUUAUAUGUAAUAAAGUACUUUAUACAAGAUUUAAAUUUGAAUACUUGGGAAACUAAUGGCAUUAGUAAUGUGCAUAUGUUAUAUAAUGAGGUAGGGAUCAAAUCGUAUCCUAGUUUGCAGGCAGAGUUUGCCCUUCCGAAUAAACAGGUAUUUUCGUAUUUAAGGAUCAAGAAUUUUUUGUUAGAAAAUAAGCUGUCAAAAUUAGAUAUGGCCUUAGUGACUUGGUUGGGUAAAUUCUGUUUAAACCCUAAUAUGGAGAGUAAACCUCUUUCAAUAUGCUAUAAAAGCCUUUUAUAUGUAAAUGGGGAUGAAAAGUCGCCUUAUAUGAUGUUAUGGGAAUGAGACCUAUUAAAAACCUUUGAUCUAUUCCAUUGGUAUCAAACCAUACAAAUCACUAAACAAAUAUCUCACAGCCUUACAUAUUGGGAAGCUUAUAGCAAAAUAUUAAUGCAUUGGUCUUUAGUUCCAGCAAAAUUGUCUCGAAUGUAUGAAGCUACCUCUGACAGGUGCUGGAGGUGUCAAAGGGAGAAGGGAACUUUAUUACAUAUUUUCUGGGAUUGCUCUCGUCUUACACAGUUUUGGAAUGAUAUUAAAUUAUUAAUUCAAAUUUUAAUGGAUACAGUGAUACCGAAUUUCCCUCCUGAGUUCUAUCUUUUACAUAUAUACCAAGAUUGGUGUCGAAUAAAAAAUAAAGUAGUUAUUAUUCAUAUAUUAAUCGCUGCAAAAAUAAGCAUUGCUCAAAAUUGGAAAAAAACAGUGAAUUAGGGAUUUAAAUAUCCCUCUCUAGGCUCUGAUUUGUCAGAUGGUGACCUCUGACCCCAGAACGUGCACGUGCGUUGACGUCGUGACGUCACGCGCACGUUUGUAUAAUUUUGGGGGGUGGAGCCAUGGAUGGACGCGACCUCAUGGCCGGCGCCAUCUUGGAUUUCACCAAGCGGCGUGGAGAAGCGGUUCCCGGCUUGCCGCUGAGCAGGUAAGCUCAGUGAGUUGGUGCAGUCGGGCACGGACGCACAUGGCGGCGAGCCAGGGGCCGUGACAGGAAUCUGUAUUGUGAAUUACUGCAAAAUGCCUGCAAUUACUUAUCGGAUGAUGACAUGUAUUGGCUGUUUAUCGGCUCCCGGCAAGACUUCUAAUCGAUACAAUUUACCGCUAUGAAAGGUUUAAUGGGAGACGAUAGGUAUCAGAAUGUUAUCAAUUUCCCAAAAUCAGUCAUGUUCACUGGAAUGAUCAGAUUCAGCCUUACAAUAACAUUUAUCAAGGAUAUAAUCCAUGAUAAAGGGUCUUGGAAACAAUAACAGCCUAUUCUGAUUCACUUGUAAUGGCAUGUCUACCCACAUUGUAUAUUUCAUUAGAGCACGAACCCACUGGCUUGGUGGAAACAUUACGUCCUCCCAUUUAUUGAUAUUAAAGCCCUUAGCCCCUACCUAUAAAUGGAGACUGGUGGGUGAAAAUACGUCCUUCCCCAUGUUGCUUAAUUACCUGCUGCUCAUGGGUGGAUCAGAGGUGGACAAUAUGUCCCCCAUUCUUUAUUAUAUCCUAUACCUACUAACACUAACUCCCUCCAUUAAUUUUAAUUAGAGCCCACUCUCGCUGGCCGUGGCAGGGGGAUACUAAGUCCCCCCUUUCUUUUUAAUUGAGCCCCACUUCACUCUCCAUGGGUGAGGGUACAUGGUAGACUAUGCUGCACCCUUUACCCACUUAUUUACUUAAGUUAGUAGCCCCUCCAGGGGAAAGGUGGACUGUAAUUAGUCCAACCCCCUCUUUUUAAAUUAAAUCCCCCACCCGAUACCCACGAAUGAAGGCACAAGGGGAGGACCUGUAUUAGGUUCCCCCUGUACAUUACUAUCAACUUGACAGCAAUAGCUGGGGUGUGGGGAGGUGUACAACCUCCCCUCUACUAUUGUGGGGGCAUAUUGAUCCCCACAAACUUUUAUUUCUUAAUUUUUUCAAUGACUCACAGGGUUAGUCAUUAAAAGUCUGAUAAAUGAGCUUUCAAGACACAUUUAAUCGAAGGUUUCGUUCACAAGCAGACAACCUGUUUAUCAGGUUCGGCUGCUAGAAUUUUGACCGACAUUAGAUCCAGUCAAAAUUAGUUAUAAACAUCAUCCGAAUGAAUUUAAUAAUUUGAGGCUGAGCUUUGCUGAAUAGUUUAUUAGCUGUAAAUUAAAAUACAAGAAGCAAAAUGUUGUCAAAAAUAGCCAAUGUUAGAAGACAAUAGCUGAAUUGGAGAUUUCUUUCCCAAACCACAAUCAUUGUCUACACGUUCUAAUUUUGAUAUCCGUUUGCUACAACUCAGUGCUUAGUAAAUAAUACUGGAAAAUAUCACGUUAUUUCAAAUAUCUUACAGACUCUGACUUUUCUUUAUAGAAUCAUCUACAGCACCUUUUACUACUCCAUGGAAACCUUCCAGCCAUUCUUUGGGUAUUAUUUUUUUAAUGUGCUCCUGAUGGUUCUUCAAGUCCUCCACUUCUUCUGGGCCUACUUGAUCAUACGUAUGGUAUAUCGUUUCACGUUUGUUGGCACGGUAAGGACUUAACUUCAUUUUUUUAAUAUCUAGCCCUAUUAGUCUGAUAGCAGUCAGUAUUUAGUCAAAAUAAACAUUGAGCUGAGUGACUUGUAAACGUUCGUGGACAGGAGGGAAAAGAGGAAGCAAUUGGAUAAUGUUAAUAAGACUACAUAUUUUGGACUCUGUCUCGUUAUCGUUAUUGCAGAUUCUCUUCUUGGGUAUUUUUUGGUGUAUAAGGGGUACAACUUGUAUCUUGAUUUGAAGAGAAGUGUCACUAAAAGGACCAGUGUACUCACCCAGAAAUCUAAAUGGAGUGGUCUGAGUGCCGUGGCUCUGUCGUUUUGGCUCUGCAAUGUAAAACAUUGGCAUUAAGACAAAGUUUAUAUUGCAGGGCUAAACACACCUUUAGUGGCUGUCUUCCACUCUUUAGAUGGUACUUCUGCACUCAGAAUCGAGUCAGGCUCUGUUCUUUGUGAGGAUGUCGAAGUCCUCUGAUGCUUCCCAUAGAGAAGUUUUGGAUAUGGUGCUUCUCAUUUGAUAGGAGGAGUGUGGCACUUACUGCUCGUAUGCUUCUUGUCCCAAUGCUUCUCUAUGAGAAGCAUUGCAUUGGACAAGAAGACAAAGAAGAGUCAGCCUGGAGGAAGGUAGGCAGACAAUGUAAUAGAGCAGCAGGAAAUGCUAGCAGGAUGCUUGGUUGUAUAGGGAGAGGUAUUAGCAGUAGAAAGAGGGAAGUGCUCAUGCCAUUGUACAGAACACUGGUGAGACCUCACUUGGAGUAUUGUACACAGUACUGGAGACCGUAUCUUCAGAAGGAUAUUGAUACCUUAGAGAGGGUUCAGAGAAGGGCUACUAAACUGGUUCAUGGAUUGCGGGAUAAAACUUACCAGGAAAGGUUAAAGGAUCUUAACAUGUAUAGCGUGGAGGAAAGACGAGACGGGGGGAUAUGAUAGAAACAUUUAAACACAUAAAGGGAAUCAACACAAUAAAGGAGGAGACUAUAUUUAAAAGAAGAAAAACUACCACAACAAGAGGACAUAGUCUUAAAUUAGAGGGACAAAGGUUUAAAAAUAAUAUCAGGAAGUAUUACUUUACUGAGAGGAUAGUGGAUGCAUGGAAUAGCCUUCCAGCUGAAGUGGUAGAGGUUAACACAGUGAGGGAGUUUAAGCAUGCGUGGGAUAGGAAUAAGGCUAUCCUAACCAUAAGAUAAGGCUGGGGACUAAUGAAAGUAUUUAGAAAAUUGGGCAGACUAGAUAGGCCGAAUGGUUCUUAUCUCCCGUCACAUUCUAUGUGUCUAUGUUUCUAAGAAGAGGUGGGAGGCGGAGCAGGCAGCUGCACGGAUUCAGUCUAAACACUGGAAACAAGAUAAGUAAAGCCUUAUUAAUCUUAAAUCUUAAAAGGAGGAAUUGAGGUUCCACAUGCAUGGGAAUAGAGUAUAGUGUAACAGUUCCAAUGCUGUAACUGUCAGCAGGACGGUAAAACAAUGGCAUAACAGGAGUGACAACAAGGCACUGCUUAGUAUAUCAUUCAUCUUAAAUAAAGAUUUCCAAAAAUAUGUUAUUUCAUGUGCAGGUAGAGAAUGAUGUUCGAAGUGACAUUGAGGAAAGUGAGGACAGUGGACAAGAAAAUGGCAAGCGUUCUGGAAGAGAGAAUGAAACAGACAAGUGGAGAAGCAACAACAACCGUGUUCUACAGAAGUUCACUGAAAAUGGAAUAGCCCAAGUCCAUAAUGGACACUUAAAGGCCAGUUAA
Pelobates cultripes (western spadefoot toad) is the source of this 55048-nucleotide messenger RNA. The record is from the annotation of a GenBank genome assembly. NCBI's taxonomy places the organism in Eukaryota, Metazoa, Chordata, Amphibia, Anura, Pelobatidae.